This is a messenger RNA of Pelobates cultripes (western spadefoot toad), 47823 nucleotides long. NCBI's taxonomy places the organism in Eukaryota, Metazoa, Chordata, Amphibia, Anura, Pelobatidae. The record is from the annotation of a GenBank genome assembly.
CUGCUAUCACCCACUGAGUGACACUAAACUGAUUUCCUUCUCCGGCUUCCCAUUGGAUGCCAACUCCAAAGAACAUGCAGUCAGCCCCGCCCACUUCUCCUGGUCUUCGCCGUCACACGUGACUCCGCCGUGUUUUCCCAUUGGCUGCACGGCGGAGCGCGCCGCAGACCCUCUACAUUGGUUAACAGUUGCCCUUGUGGGCUCUGCAUUCUGAUUGGACGGCGGCCGAGUUACUGCGUCACCUCACUCUCCAGCGCUGAGGGGCUGCUGCUGCUGUUGUUAUUCUCCGCUCCGAGCUGUCAAUGGAGCACCCUGUCCGCCCGGGGCCACGCAGCUGCCAUGGUGACCGGGAGCGAGCCGGCUCUGCCAGCUGAGCAGGUGAGAGAAGGGGGGGUCACGUGACCUUCCUGUCAGUGACGUCAUGAGAGGGGCUGCUGGCUGAGGAUCAUGGGAGAUGGAGUCCACAGCCGCUGGAGUGCACUGGGCAUAUAAAGUGCUGAUUUAGUUAAACUCCUCUAACUCAGUCAUUAUCACACAGGCAGGCAGGGAGGGUUAUUCACUAAACUGCGAAUGAAGGUGUGAGUGGUAAAACUCGCUGCCCUGGGGAUAAUGCUCUCCCCCAGCUGGAAGGCACAGCCUGGACAGUUUAUUCUCCAUUUAUUCUAUUUGGAGUUCAGUUUGCUACAAUUUAGUAUCUUGGUGAAUAACCCUGGCAAUGAUAUUCACUAAACUGCACAUGGUGAACAUUUAUGAUCUCAGAAAUGCAAUAUUUAGGCAAAAACAACAACAAUAAUAAUAAUUGGCUAUUGACACAGCUUAGGUAUAUGUGGCUAAAUUUUAUAAUUCACAUUCCAGUCCUUCCUAGGUAAGAGCUUAGUCAAUAUACCUGACUUCUUGGUUGUUGUUUUUUUGUUUUUUUUAGCCAGUAUAUAGCAAUUUUCUUUUUCAUUUUACAUUUAUUUGCGGUGUAGUGAAUUAACCCUAUAUAAUAAUUAAUGUUCUGCCUCAGAUCACUGCACGUCACAUAAAAAUUGUACUGAAAACCAACUUAACCACCUCUAAUAAAGACCUAUCAGGAAAAUAAUGUAAGGCAGAAAGGGAAAAAAAACCCCUGAGGGUUAUUCACCAAACAGUGAGUGUAAAGACAAAUUGCAGUAUGUGUGCAAAAAAAAAUGCUGAUUUGAAAAUUUUCUUUAAAUGUGCUGUAAUCAGCUUGGCUGUGUUAACCUAAAAUUUGGCCGUUCACUAAAAUUCACUGUUUAGUGAAUGAACCCUAAAGUGUUUGAGGAAACUGUAAAUAACUUGGUUUAGCGUACUCGUUUACUUUGAGUGGAUCCAGCCUGUAGUUUGCAGUCACUAACCACAUGUAAUGUUAAUAAUAUUAACCAUUUUGGAGAAUUAAAUAUUGGAAAGUAUUUAUGGUGUAUUAAUCAAGUGGUAAUCUUUGAAGAAGUGGGAAUUUAAUCUAACCCUCUAUGUAAUUUGAGUAUCAAGUUGAAUCAAUAGGAUAGGACGAUCAACUUUGUUAUAUCUUUGUUAGUUUAUAUGGAUUUGUGUAUUCAAUGUAUUUAUUCUGUAUGCAUUGUAUGUUAAUGUAUAUAUGUAUGUUUGAUAUACAAGAAAAAUAAUAAUAAACAAAUUAUAAAAAAAAAUAUAAAAAAUAAUAUUAACCAUUUUAAUAGGAGAGUACGUUGAAGAAAAUAACCUAGGUAUGUUGAGCAAUACAGGAUCAAAUUUAAUCUGGAAUAGAGUAAAAAAUUUGUAAAUAUAUUGUAUUUAUAAAACAAGUCCACUUGCCUCUGUUUUACAAGCUAUACAUUUCCAGGCUACUCACUUGCUGAUGGAUAAUGGUGGCAGCGUUUUUGAUGUGUCUGACAACUAAUUGUAGGGUACACAUAUAACUGGUAUUGUCACUAUACCUACAACUUACGCAUUUGUUUUAAAGAGCAUACAAUUUCAUCUGUAGAUUGUGCUAGGAAAUGUAUAGAUCUGGCGAAAACGUAUUUAAAAAUAGGUGUUUUUCAGUCAAUCCUUGGAAACAAACGCAGAAGGACUGACUGACAGGUGGGAGAGAGACUUAUUUUGAAAUUGAAGAGUAGAAGAGACCUCCCACAGGUUAUCUUUCUGCUCCACACACAUAGCAACCACCGCGCAUGCGCAGUUGUUGCUACAGUAGCAUCCUAGACAAUGCCACUUGCACUUGCUAGUGAGUAUUGGAACAGAGUGACUGAUGUCACUCUGUUAAGAUACCAGUAUGCUGGUAAUUUAAGCCAGAGUGCCAAUGUUACAGAUGACUUUUGAACUGCCUGGGGAUGCAUUCCCAAGCAGUGCAAUUGAAAGAAGAUUGCAGGAGAGUGAGGGGGAACAGAGGUUGGUGCUAAUGAAGAGAAACGGGAAGUGGAGGAAAUUGUGGCGCUGGAUCGGAGGUAAGACUGAAUAUCUCAAUAUUCUUCCAGUCCUGCAGGUUCACUUGAACAAGAAUUUGAAAUAACUCCAACUAAUUAGACUGAACCAUGCGUGAUAAGAAAGAAUAUAGCAAGGUAGCCACCUAGUCGGGUGAACCAUGUAUGAUGGGAAAGAAUAUAGCAAGGUAGCCACCUAGCCUGAGAAUGUAACAUUAUGUCAAUGUGACGGACCGCCUGGCACCCCAGCUGGGUGCCUCCGCCAAUCGCUGCUUCCUAGCUGUCGCUGAGUACCAUAAGCACCUUAGCCACCGCAGCUUGGCUGGAGUCCCGCUGUCCAUUCUCACCCUGGACCAAACUCCUGGAUCCAGCUCCCAGUGAGAAGACCUCUCCUCCAAGAGAGUAUAGCUCUUACAAGAGCUAGUGAUUCCAAAGAACAAUCCCAGGAGCAGGGAUUAUAGCUGUUCCUUACAAUCACGAGAUGAGGCUAUGUGUUGAGGAUGAAGAUGAACUGUUUAAUGGCAGCCACAACUGGCCUUUUAUGCAGUUCCCCAUGCAAGGGGCACUCCCCCCUUGACCUCAGAGUAGACUACAGUAAAAACCUACACACAAUUACAUUGGCUCUUAGGUCCAGGACACUCCCACAUAAAACAAGUUAAUCCAUCAUCUGUGCCUGGGAGAUAAUUGAGUCAAGCACUGUAUUAAACUCAAUUAUCUGCAGGCACAGAAAACAUACAUUUUUAUAAAACCCCCAAAAUACAUUUAAACACACAAAACCCCACAAAAGUUACAUCCCCUGGUAGCCCCGAUUUGGGUGACCAACAUAUCCAAAAAUCACCCAGAUCGGUUCAGGGUUUCAGGAAUUUCCUGGAAGUCAUAAUUUGACCGACCGUACGCAUAGUCCAUGCCCAAAAUAGUUCCAGAGAAUCAGGGCUUGCGGUCGGUCUAGUUCGGUAGUUUAAAACCAAACAAACACCGAACAGAGUCAAUGUUCUUACCCUGGAACUUGUUCCCCUUGUUCGUGGAAACGUUUCCACCGAACAUCGCCUUUCUAAGUGUCAUAGAACUGAACACAGGCAAUGCUGGAAGUCCAGCAUUAUUCGGGAGUUUCAGUUCCAUGAGAUUCAUGUCCAAACACUGCUGCCUGCUCGUGGUCGUCCAUAGGAAAUGCGGCCACCCAGACGAACACAUAGAACACUGCGGUGGAAAGUGUUACAAUCUGUCAUUUAGGCUUAACAAGCUCCCGGGUGGUCUCUGGUUCGUGCGCCUGUUCGGUUCUCAAACCAAAUAUAAAAUCCCACGAACCAACUACUACAUUAAGCUGUAGUGGUUCUGGUGACUAGAGUCCAUUUGACACUACAGUAACGAAAACAACUUUAGCUUUAUGAAUCUGUUUAGGUGUAUAGAUCACGCCCCCGCAGUCUAACUGUUCAAUUCUCUGCCAUUUAGGAGUUUAAUCACUUUGUUUAUGCAGCCCUAGUCGCACCUCCCUGCAUGUGACUUGCACAGCCUUCCUAAACACUUCCUGUAAGUGAGAUCUAUGUUUAAACUCCUGCUCUGUUAAUAGCUUGAAAGAUCUUGCAGUUGUGAUUAAAGUUCAAUUUACAGAGCAUGAGAUAAAAACAUCUAAAGCAAGUUAGCAUCUGAUUGAAAAUGUUACCUUUUUUCAUGCAGACUUUGUCUUUUUUUUUUUUUAUGCAGACUUAGUGAGUCAUGUUAAUUCUACCUUUCAUGCAACGCACAUGAUAUCCAAAAAAAUAAAAAACAUUCCACUGUGCCUAACCUCACCCUUUCUUUCCAUGCAGUCCUAGCCACAGAUCUCCUAUCUGUGGCUAGGACUGCAUGGAAAGAAACAGUGAGGUUAGGCACAGUGGAUUUUUUUUUUUUUUGCAUAUCAUGUGCGUUGCAUGAAAGGUAGAAUUAACAUAAAAUAUAAGCAUUAACAUACGUUACACAUAGCUUUAAACAACCCAUUUUUAAUUAUUAUUUAUCUGAGAUACCAUCUCUCAGCUAAGCAAAAGUGAAGUAAUCUGUGUCUGGGGAGUGCGAGUAUGGGGCUUCACGUGCCUAGAUGAUUAUCGUGGUAUAGUUAGUCAUGAGCAUAGUAAAGCACGUAGGGUAAUUUAAAAAGCUGUGAAGCCUUCAGGAGCUUUGGGUUAUAUCGGUAGUAUCCAAUGCCUAGUCGAAAGGCCUAUGUCGUGUCGAACGUGCAAUUUGAAGCUUGCAUGGAAAAACUGAAAAUAACAAUUGUGCACGUUCAAAAAUAGGGGGAGUUGGAAAACUGAACAAGGGGAUAAAUCAUUGGCUUACGGAGUUGUGAAUACAUGUUUUAUCUUGGUUUUUCUUUCAUGUACAUUUUGCAGUAGAAAUUGUCUAACCGUUUAUUUCAAAUUUCCUGCAAUAAGCGUUCUCCAAUGCCACAUAUUUCUUUAGCAUGGACAUGGCCAAAGAUAGGACAUGUACUAGCUAAUGAUAUCACAUGAGGUUAGGUGUUGCAUCAGCUCCAAUAAUACUGCAGAGAUUGUUGGUUAAACAUGUUUGUGGUCACUUCCGUAUGUUUGAAACAUUGUGGUUUUGUUUUUCCUUCAUUCUCAAGUUCUGUUAUUUGCUUGUGUUUGAGACUUUGUCCUGAUUUAGUUUCUUUUAUUGAAAAGAUGUAAGAAUGUAAUUAUGCACUUUUGAUUUUAAAAAAAUCACAAGAAAAGAAGACCGGUGAGUGCUCCCUUUUGUGAAGGAACUAAAGUUACCUUUAAAAAUAUAUAUGUAUGUAACUCUCUAGUUAAGUAGUGCUGUUAUGCCAGAUUGUUAAAUAAUGCUAACUUUGUGUGGGUUCUUUGGUGGGGGGGGGGAGAGGUGGUUGGUUGGUUUUGUUUUAGGAACUGGCUUGUCUGAAAUUGCUUGCACAGUAACUUUUCAAUUCUAGACAUUCAUUUUUACUGCUUUGUAAGUGAAUUAUUUUUUUUUUUUUUACUUUUUACGCAUGACAACUGUUACCAAAUCCAUAAACUGAACGGAUUACGUUUUUGUUUUUUAAUUUCUGUCUUUCCCUCUAGAAUAAUGCUAGACAGUAAACUAGAGUCAUAAUAGACAUUGCCAGAUAAACCUUGCAGGAUUGAGACUUGCCUGGGAAUUUCUUUUCUGGUUGGCAUUGCAAAUUAAUUUAUUAAAACCCUUCAUAACAUAUCUUGCAUUACAAAAAUGUAUUACGUUUCAGUACUGUGGCAGACCGACUGGGUACCUCCACCAAACACACUUCCGAGCUAUCGCUGCGACACUAUCCGCACUUCAGCCCCUAGCUGUUGCAGCUUGGCCGGGGUCUCGCUGUUGCUUCGCACCCUGGACCGGAGUCCAGCUUCCAGUGGGCAAAGCGCUCCUUCCAGACAUCAUCCCCUCUGCCUAUUCCACUUUUAGCUCUGCUUACAGUGAUUAUAGUUAUUGCCUUUACAAAGGCAACCGUGGCUCUCAGGCCUAGCUCCUUUGAUUUAUCCCAGGGCUAGAGGGAUCCUGCAAACAGGUACGAAGACUCUAUCACUGGUAUCCCUACAAAUCCACACAGGACACAAGUUCCAAGAGGAACUUACAUAAAAAACUUUACUUUCCUUGUAUAUGAUUAUUACAUCAAGAUUGCUGUGACAACUCAAUAAAAAUACAAACAGUCAAAUCAUAGCAGACAACAUACAGGAACUUAUAAUAAUAAAAUAAUGACAUACAGGUGGGAUACAAUAAUUAACAUAAAACAUCUCUCCUGCUGGUAGAAAUAGCAAUAUGCAAAUUAACCAGCCUUGCUAUUCAGGUAGUGCAUAUUGCUUUUGCUACCAACAGAGGGCACUAUACAGGUUCCAUAGCCAAAUCCACCUAGUUGGUAGCAAUCCUCAGCAGUACACAGGAGCAGGCAAAACAUUUAACAGUACACACACACACAUUAUUAACAAUUACAUUACACAUACCCUGCACCUAUAAUAAUAUAUAAACCUACAUAAAUAGUCUGUCUGAAGGUCCUGGUGAUGGUGACUACCGUCAUAAGUACGAUAUUGAUUUUUACAAACUUUGAGAUGUAAAAAAAGGGCGAGAUAAAGAAAUUAUUUGGGGGUUGGAAUUGAUAAGACGGUUACAAGUAGGUUUCUUUGGGGAAGGUAUUGUGUUGGAAUUUUAAGUUUUCUAUUCACAACUGCAAACCAUGAAGAUGUUGUUGUGUGUUUUUUGUUUUUUGUUUUUUUUUGCGACUCAAUAUGAUUUUGCCAUGCUCAUUGUGCAAACGCUGCAAUCACGCCAGGUGAAAACAUACAUGCGUAAACCCUGACGUACAAAACAUAAAUGCACUAAGGUUUAUUCACUAAAUAGGGACAUAGAGAAUUACAGAACUUAGUCUAAAUAGCUGGUUUGGGGAACAAACUCUUAAUUCUGCUAUAAUCACAAAUUGGCAAUCUUAGGCUGACUUUAGUAAUUUGUUUUUCAUUUCUCACUACGUCAAGAUUUAUUGUAGCCAUACAAAAGAGUUUACAGACUAAUUAGUGAAUAAACAGUAUAAACCACGUGUUGGAAAAAUUUACAUUUAUUGUUUCUUCCAAUAGAGAACAUGAAGAGCCACGUUGUGGGCACUAAACAGGAACUCAGGCUAAAUAAUAGAGCACGUAUUGUGGGGAGAAAUAUUACUAUGCAAAUCUAAAAAAUUGAUUGUGCACCAGCACAUAUUUCAUACAAUAUUACCGGGCCAGAUUAAGAGCCCAGUGGGUCGGGUGCUGACAAUUAUGAGGGGCCUAAGUACAGAAUCUUACCGACCAUAAAGACUAAACAAGUCAUACCUCUCAACUGUUAUGUAUCUGGUGGAGAUGUUGCCGGAGGGAGACUCAUAGGAUGCAGCUAUAAGAAAACUCAGAUUCUCUUAAAAUAUGCUAAUAUCUCUCUAAUUCAUGCUUUCAUCUUUCAAGUAAAUCCAUACUCCCUAACAGCAGUGUCUAGUGAAGUAGGAAGUCAAUGGCCGUUGUGUAAAAGGGUGGGCCACUGACAUGGAUCAUGUAACCAGAACUUUAGAAAGGGACGAACAUGCCCAAAAAGGAGGUGUGUCUGGCCAAAGAAUUGGAAGGCUAGCCUGGCAUGAAUGCAUGUCAGGCUGCCUGCCAAUCAUGCAUUCUGGCCAACAGCAUCCUGAGCUUUGCAUAAAUGCAUCUAAUGAUGCGCUCGCUCCAUGCUGUUAUACAGUCUUAGACAGAGCAAAGGUGGAUGUACUGAGUGUAGAAGAAAGGGAACAUGCCACAGUGUUCGUUAAGGUAAUGCUGACUUUGGUCUCUCUAAUUUAAUUUCAGCUAGUCCACACAAGUUUUGUUUCCAUAUAUCCCUCUUAAAGGACCACUAUAGUGCCAGGAAAACAUACUCGUUUUUCUGGCACUAUAGUGCCCUGAGCGUGCCCCCACCCUCAGGGCCCCCCUCCCGCCCGGCUCUGGAAGGGGGAAAGGGAUUUAAACUUACCUUUUUCCAGCGCUGGGCGGGGAGCUCUCCUCCUCCGAUCCUCCUCUUCUCCUCCUCCUCCUGGGCUGAAUGCGCACGCGCGGCAAGAGCUGCGCGCGCAUUCAGCCGGUCGCAUAGGAAAGCAUUCAUAAUGCUUUCCUAUGGACGCUGGCGUGCUCUCACUGUGAAAAUCACAGUGAGAAGCACGCAAGUGCCUCUAGUGGCUGUCAAUGAGACAGCCGCUAGAGGAAAUAGGGGGAAGGCUUAACCCAUUCAUAAACAUAGCAGUUUCUCUGAAACUGCUAUGUUUAUGAAAAAAUUGGUUAGCCCUAGCUGGACCUGUCACCCAGACCACUUCAUUAAGCUGAAGUGGUCUGGGUGCCUAGAGUGGUCCUUUAAGUUUUCCCUUGGGGACAUUGUAUCCCCUAGUGUCUGUGUCCCAAGAGGUCUCCAUGUGUCCCUGUGUCACUUGUGUACAAUCAAUAAACCAUAUGAGGUAACUGUAUCCACUCACAUGAUUCAGAGCCUAUUGUGAAUGGCUGAUUUUUCUGGCAGUGUGUUGGUAAUUCCACACUGACUAUAGCAGCGUUUAGAUUACCAAUUGCCAAUGGAGCUCCUUCUUUUGAACACCCAUGUACCGAACCUCACUUACCUGAUCCUGACUACGCUGACUUCUCCACUCCCAGACUCAGAACAGACUUGACUAUGAAUUCCUCUAAUCCUCAGUAUAGUGUAAGGUAUCCUCAAUCCUCAUUAACAUACUGGAAAGGACUUCCAUUCUCAUCAUCCACAGGUAUAAAGCGAAUUUCUUCAGUUAAUAGGAUUAAUUAUUGGAUCAUACCUUAAGGCUAUUUUGGAAGGAAAAGGGUAUACUAAUGUCUGCCCUCAGGGAUUCAAUUACUUUUUGUUUGCACUAUUGAAACUUCAAUUACAGCUGAUUGCUCUUUCCUAAUUUGUUUCAUUUAUAAUUGUCUAAAAGGACUAUAACCACUAUCCAAAUCAUGAUCUAUUUAUUUUCAACAUUUACUGUUGCAACUUAAAGGACUGUGUUACAUUCCUGAAACCGGUAUUGUAACAGUAGUAAAGGGUCAGGGCUGAUAGAAUAAACUGGGAAAAGGGAAAUUAAAGGCAACUUUCCUCCAAAAAGAAGGGAAUCCCUCUAUUCCUAUAGCAGUGAGGCUAGUACAAAAUAGAAUAUAUGUUUGUCUGCUCUGGCAAAUGUGAGUAAUAUUCUCUUAUUUAUGCUUCUGGUUGAUUUUAUACAGUGAGCACUAUUGUUGUUUCUUUUUAUUUUUUGGUCCACACAUCACUGAAACCAUUCUUCACAUAUCCUAUAAGUGGGGAUUGUACCACUGUAUGCCUUUUAUUAUACUAGAGCUGGUUUAAAGCUCUAAAAAAUGUGAGUAGGACCAUAUAUACUUUAACUCUUAUAUUUAUAUUUUCUGGACUUACUACAACAUUAUGGUCUCCUUCUUCUUUCCACAUACGGACCGCAUCUGAUAUCCCAACAAGAAAAUUUUCCUUGAACAAGUUCGUGAUUGCUCCUCCAGAAAGUAUAUACCAUCAUCUUUUAUUGGACUCUUUAUUUUGGACAUAAAUAAUAAAAUAUAAAUUAUUGAAUAUAUCUUAUUUUAUAUUUAUUUGUAUUUAAAGGACCACUAUAGUGCCAGGAAAACAUACUCGUUUUCCUGGCACUACAGUGCCCUGAGGGUGCCUCCACCCUCAGGGACCCCCUCCCGCCCGGCUCUGGAAGGGGGAAAAACGUACCUUUUUCCAGCGCUGGGCGUGGAGCUCUCUGCCUCCGAUUCUCCUCCGUUCCUCCCCGUCGGCUGAAUGCGCACGCGCGGCAAGAGCUGCGCGCGCAUUCAGCCAGUCGCAUAGGAAAGCAUUAUCAAUGCUUUCCUAUGGACGCUUGCGUGCUCUCACUGUGAUUUUCACAGUGAGAAUCACGCAAGCGCCUCUAGCGGCUGUCAAUGAGACAGCCGCUAGAGGCUUUGGGGGAAGGCUUAACACAUUCAUAAACAUAGCAGUUUCUCUGAAACUGCUAUGUUUAUAAAAGAAUGGGUUAACCCUAGCUGGACCUGGCACCCAGACCACUUCAUUAAGCUGAAGUGGUCUGGGUGCCUAGAGUGGUCCUUUAAGGUCUCUUAUUCUAUCUUAUUUUUUAAAUGUAUCUUAUCAAUUGUAGACCUGUUUAAGGCAUCUUAUGUUGGUUAUAAUAUUCUCACCAGUCUCUUUAGAGUGGGGCUAAUCCUCUACACUUUAUUAUAUUUUGUACUGAAACAGGAAUUAUCUGUUCCUCCUAUUCUCUAUUUGAAGUCUAAUGGACUGUAUUAUUUAUUCCUAAUCAAGGAGUUACCUUAUUUCAUUUAUUGCUAUUGACCAUUUUUCUGUGAAGCAAUUCUAAGCAAGAUUACCAUUGCUAAAUGGGAUAUUCUUUUCAAUUUAUAGUGCUGCAGAAGAUUGUUAAAGCAAAUAUAACUUUCAACAAAUCAAACUUUUUUAAAGUGACAGUAUCAAAUUUAAUUUCCAAAUGAGUUCCAAAUGAAGUAUUACACUCACACAGAUUUGUUUCACCCAGCGAACCAGGUUCCUAUAGUCUGCCAUAAAAAAAAAAAAAAGAUAUAUCCUCAAGUUCUGAACCGAUCUUAUUUGCAUUAUAAAUGCUCUGUUCCUACGUUCAAUCUUCAGUAUCACGUAAGCAAAUACUGUCCAUGUCAAAGUGCACGGUGUAAGUGGUCGCAUCAGCAGACAUUGCGACUAAUCCUCUGGAGAACAUGUGUGAGAGUAGAACACUGGGUCUAUGGAGAAUACUGUAAGAGUCUCCAUAGAAAAUAUCAAGCAAUCAGCGAGUCAAUGCUUUAUUCCUGAAACCGUCUAUAGUGACAAAACUUGACAGCGGUAGCUCUGCCUUUUGUAAAGUACCAAGUAGUCGCUCUAUUUUGUCUUCUCUUUUUGUCUUCUCUUUUUAAUGCAUUGGAAUUUCAAUAUCAUUCCAAUGCAGUCUUUAUAAGCAUUUUGUAAAUAUUAUGUCUUUAUGGAAUGCUCAAAUAUAUAUUUUUGUGGCUAACAGCCGCUUUAAGUACUUUUACCCUUUAACAUAACAAUUUUAUAAAAAGGAACACUAUAGGGUCAUGAACACAAACAUGUAUUCCUGACCCUAUAGUGCUAAACCCACCAUUUAGAUGGCUUGCCCCCCAUGAAGCCCCUUUAAAAGCAAUUAAAACUCACCUUAUUUCCAGCGCCGCCCGGGUCUGCCGGCACUGUCCCCACCUCCCUUGGUGACAUCAUCAGAAUUGCAGAUUUUUUGCAAAUCCAAUGCUUUCCCAUGGGAAAUCAUUUUGGCCAAUCAGCACCUCCUCAUAGAGAUGCAUUGAAUCAAUGCAUCUCUAUGAGGAAAAUUCAGCGUCCCCAUGCAGUGCGUGGAGAUGCUGUACGGCAGUGCUGCCUACUGUGCAGCACUGCCCCAGGAAGCACCUCCAGUGGCCAUCUGAAGAGUGGCCACUUGGAGCUGUCCCUCGGGGCAAUGUAAACACUGCCUUUUCUCUGAAAAGUCAGUGUUUGCAUUAAAAUGCCUGAAGGCUGGGGGUGUGGCUGACAUAGCACCGCACCAGACAUGCUUUUGAGAAGCUCCGUUCAGGCCCAGAGACUUAAUCCAAAAAACCUGUCUAAACGAAGCCAAGGAAGUCUCUCUAUAAUCCCCACCCUACAGAGAGACGAUAUGGGGCGCAAGCACCCAAAAUUUCCAGGGUCAGAACCCCCAAAGCAGCAAGAUAUACGGCUUUCAUUUGAGAGAGCUACGCCAACCUCAGAGAGAGAGUGUGAAGUGGGAACAGUGCAAAAGAAGCUCCUAGAGAUGGAGGGGCGAGAUAAAGACAGGGAAAAAAGGCUGCAAAUCCCUGAAACCAAUAUGACAGAGCUUGCACAGCAGGUCCAGAGGCUAAACCGAACAGUGACCUCAUUGGAGUCCCGACACAGGCGCCAUAACAUACACCUGCUGGGCAUACCUGAGGAGAUACAGAGAAACUUGCUCCUACCCUAUACUCCACAGCUAAUCACAACCAUCGGCCUGAAGGGGUGAGUGGACCCUGGGGUGAUCCUUUCCGAAUUAGAAAGGCGAGCACAGCCCCAUCAUCAUAAGAGACAUAGCCGCGAGAUCAGCCAUUAUGCACCCAGGUGACAGUAGUACAGGCCCAGUCCCUGGGGGCCCACUAACCCAAGCCGCCACUCUAGACCCUACACCCACACCUCUGAUGCUUACCCACAACCAUACACAGAGAGGGUAGGACCCCCUUAACCAUAGUUGAGGAGACACACAAACCAGACAUACGCUGACUACAGACUCCCCCACAGAUGUGACAAUGUACACAGAGUAAUUCCCCACAGAUGGCAAUGUGAUGUGUUAUAUUUUCUGUUUUACCUUUUUCAAUUACCAUACUCUGACAUGAAUGUAUGCUUUUAAGCAUGAAAUUCAAUAAAAUACAAAUUUUUAAAAAAUGCCUGAAGGCAAUCAUUAUACUCACCAGAACAACUACAUAAAGCUAUAGUGGUUCUGGUGACUAUAGUGUCUCUUUAACACCUUUGAACUGGUCUCACAUCGAUCCUGAUCCAGCCUGCUACAAACAGAGAAUUUUUGUAGUUAUAACUCUAAUUCUUCUGUCCAAUAUGUAAUGUUAAAUGAGGCGUCCACUCCUCCAUGUCCCAUUUUAAUUAUUGUAAAGUGUGUGUGUGAAUAUUUUUUUUUUUUUUUUUUUAAAUUUAAAAUUGUAAAUGUUUGUUUUGUUUUACAGGUGGUAAAGUUGUUUCUUGGAUUAAACUAGACGUGAACUGACGUCAAUACAAGCAAGAACAUGAGUGCCAUCUCAGGGGUAGUGUUGAAGAACCUCUCUUAUGCUGUGAACAUGAGUCUUACUGUAGCAAGUCAGACUAACACUACGACUGGUUCACCUUCAAUGUCUAUAAACAGACUAUUUCCCGCUCUCCUGGAGUGCUUUGGGAUCAUAUUGUGUGGCUACAUUGCAGGGAGAGCCAAUGUUAUCACUCCAAUUCAAGCAAAAGGCCUGGGCAACUAUGUGUCCCGAUUUGCACUUCCAGCUCUACUCUUCAAAAAUAUGGUGGUCUUGGAUUUUUCCAAUGUCAACUGGUCUUUUCUUUAUGGUAUAAUGAUUGCCAAAGCUACAGUAUUUUUUCUUGUCUGUGUGCUAACAUUAUUAGUCGCAAGUCCACAAAGUCGAUUCAGCAAAGCAGGUCUCUUUCCCAUAUUUGCAACACAAAGCAACGAUUUUGCACUUGGAUAUCCCAUAGGUAAGAUCUAGUAGGUAUCUUUUCGUUGUUCAAAGGUAGAAAAUAAACUUUCUCUAGUUAAUCUGUAAGCUGUAUUUUGAGGUGUGACAGCUUAUUGUGUGUGCAAUGCAUUUUUUCCAGUAGCUGUCAUAGGUGAGAGUAAGUGAAAACUAGGAGUAUGCUAUUCUAUUUAAAACACAUUUUCUAGAAUUGGAGUACUAGAGGUUAACUUUUAUUUUCCAUCUUUGUAUUGAAAACACAUUUGCUAGAUUGUGUUCAUAUUUUCAAAUCCCUUUUAGAACUAAAAGUUACUCGUUCCUGCAGAACUCUUUUUACUACAUGAUCUCUGGGAGGGCAAGGUAGCAACAUGCAGAAUGCGCCUCCUGUCAAGCAUUUUCUGAUUUAAAAGUGUUACUCCAACCCAUAUAAGUUUAUAUUUCUUUAUUUUUAAAUUAGUCAUUCCCUAUGGGCAUUAUACUUUAGGUUCCCCUCCCUCCCAUCAGCAGAGCUCCUGCACCCUCCGGAUGUCAUGGCAGCCGAUGCGCUCCAAUCAAAGGCUUCUCAUAGAGGUGCUUUUGAUUGGACCAUUUAGCAGGCUCAGAGCACACAUGCACUCUGUGAACCAGGAAGACAAGAGGGAGUUGGAGGGAGUUUAAAAUAACUGAACAGAUGGGAUCAGGGCCAGUGCAAGGAUUUUUGCCACCCUAGGCAAAAGUAAAGUUUGCCCCCCCCCCAUGUGACAUCACAAUGCUCCACCCAUAUGAUCUGCCAUGUUAACUAACGCCAGUGCUGCAGUGCCGCCGUGUUUACAUUAAAAGGCCUGCAGGGACAGGCUAUAGACAACAGAACAACUACAUUAAGCUGCAGUGGUUCUGGGGACUAUAGUGUUUCUUUAAUGUGAGGUAAAUUAGAGCUUAGUGCCACGAAUAAUAAUAUACUAGAUUGCCUACUUACAACCAGAUGAGGAUGAUGAUGGGCUCUAGCUGCAGUCUGGCUCCACUGGUCUGGUGUAGAACAGGCUCUCUGGAGGCUGUUUGUAACCGUGGUCACAAAAAUCAAUGUUCUGGGAGAACGGGAAGCAGCUCCAUUUUUUGGGGGCCCUUUACACAGCUCAAGGUCUGGGUCCCAGGGCCCACCUUCAUAUUCCACCAAUGAGUUUGUUCACAGGGGGUGGAGUGUGUAGGGGAUGUCCAGAUAUGUGUGUAAGGGUUGCAUUGUGUGAAUCUGUGUUUGUAUGUGUAAGGGCUGCAAGGUGUGUUUCUGUGUAUGUACAGGAUGCAGUGUGUGCGUGUGUAAGGGGUGCAUUGAGUGUGUUUAAGGAAUGCAUUGUGUGUUUCUGUGUGUGUAAGGGAUGCAUUGUGUGUAAGGGUUGCAUUGGAUGGGAUCGGAAGGCGAGAGGGCUGCAGGGAGGGAGGAGACACAAAAGACCCCUUUUGCAAGCUCUGCCUGCAAGAGGAGAAUCAGAAUAGGUUUGUCACCAGCGUGCAGUGCACACGGACGACAGACUUUGGAGUAACUCUUUAAUUAUUGUCAAGAUCGAGGACCCCAAUUCAUUUAUAAACUUAACUAGCAUGUCCAUCCAUAUGCUUCUUAUAGAGAAGCAUUGAAUCCAGUGCUACACUAUGAGCUGCAUUUGAUGAAGUUAAGCAUUUUCAUGGAUAAGUCAAACUUGGUAAUUGAAGAGUAAGGGUAUUCAUAUCCAUUUAAAUACUUCCACAUAGUGCUUAUUAGUAGAUGUGAAGAUGAUGCAGUAGCUUUGUAUCUGCCCUACUUUAAUUCUUCUUCUUUUUAUUUUUAUUUUAUUUUUAUUAUUUUUUUUAAUAAACCGCAAAUUCAAAUAAAAUGAAAGUUAAAAAACAGAUUGCAACAUGCAGGCAGAACUAGCUAGUCUGUGACUAAAGCGGAGUUGGAGACUAUUUCCAGUUGAACUAAUUUUACCAAAAUUUUGCAGUUUGGAUUUUAGUUCACUGCAGAUUGAUGUUGAGUAAGUAAACACAAUAAUGCGGAUCUGUUGGAUCUCCUCAUAAUAAGAGGCAAGUUAGAUUGGCUGGCCCUUCAGGUGAAGAGUGAAUGAAUGGGUCCCUCCAGAGAUGUAGGCCUUGAUUUUAGUAAUUUUAUAUAAGGGUUUCGAAUAAUCACAAUCUGUUAGAAAAACUUUUCAAAUCAUUUAGCUACAAAAAUUCCAUAGAUAUGAAUGGUAACUUCUGUUUUAAUAAAUAGUUUGAAAAGUUUUAUCUAAAAAUAUUAAAAUAAGGCUGUAGUGUAUUGGGAGAGGGGUGAUUUUUGUUUAUAGUAAUGGCUAUGGUGCUACCAUCCCCAGAACUUUGAACUUAAUGCAGCUUUUUUUGCUUUUGAAGUAAAAGCACAUAUUUACUGUAUUUUUUUUAAAGUGGGACAAUAACUUCCCAGGAUUUGUAAUGUUAUGUUUUCUUGCUCUAUAUUUAAACUAAUAUGUAUUUGUGAAGUGGGAAAAAUAAAGUUUAAAUGUAUAUAUUACACAUCUUUUUAUCUUGCAAAUAGACGCCUUCAACUUACUCUCUUUCGUCAUUGUUAAGCUCUACCGUUUAGACCUCGCACUCCGCAUAAAGAAAGCAUAGAAAGAAGACAAGAAAUUAAACACUAUGUCAAUUUUCCUCUUUAUUAGCAAUGUUCUCCUUACUUUGCCUUUUUAAACUGGGUAUUGAUGUAAUUUGCUAAAUCUUUAAUAUAGAUCUAAAAGAAAAGAGCACACCUUGCUAAAACAAGUUAGAUGUGUUUUUUUUUUUUUCCAAGGCUACAAAUACUCUUCUUAACCCCUUAAGGACCAAACCUCUGGAAUAAAAGGGAAUCAUGACUUGUCACACAUGUUGUGUGUCCUUAAGGGGUUAAAGGGACACUAUAAUCACCCAAAUAAGUUUAGUUUAAAGGACCACUCUAGGCACCCAGACCACUUCAGCUUAAUGAAGUGGUCUGGGUGCCAGGUCCUUCUAGGGUUAACCCAUUUUUUCAUAAUUAUAGCAGUUUCAGAGAAACUGUUAUAAUUAUGAAUGGGUUAAGCCUUCCCCCUAAUCCUCUAGUGGCUGUCUCAUUGACAGCCACUAGAGGCGCUUGCGUGCUUCUUACUGUGAAAAUCACAGUGAGAGCACGCCAGCGUCCAUAGGAAAGCAUUGUAAAUGCUUUCCUAUGAGACCGGCUGAAUGCGCGCGCAGCUCUUGCCGCGCGUGCGCAUUCAGCCGGCGGAGCGUAACAGAGGCGGAGAGGAGGAGGAGAGCUCUCCGCCCAGAGCUGGAAAAAGGUAAGUUUAAACCCCUUUCCCCCUUCCAGAGCCGGGCGGGAGGGCGUCCCUGAGGGUGGGGGCACCCUCAGGGCACUAUAGUGCCAGGAAAACGGGUAUGUUUUCCUGGCACUAUAGUGGUCCUUUAAUGAAUCAGUUUUGGUGUAUAAAUCAUGCCCCUGCAAUCUCACUGCUCAGUUCUCUGCCGUUUAGGAGUUAAAUGACUUUUUUUAAUGCAGCCGUAGUCACACCUACUUGCAUUUGACUUGUGCAGUCUUCAUAAACACUUCCUGUUUAAUCUAAUGUGUACACUUCCUUUUAUUGCACAUUCUGUUUAGUUCAGAAUUUCAUUUCUCCUGCUCUGUUACUAGCCUUCUAGACACAGGAGCCUCGUGGGUGUGAUUGAAGUUCAAUUUACAGAGUAGGUGAUAAAAACUUCUAAAGCAAAUUAACAUCUGAAUGAAAAUUAAACCAUUUGUUUCAUGCAGACUGUCUCCGUCCCAGCCAAGGGAGGUGUGGCUGGCGGUGCAUAAACAAAAACUAAAGUGUUUUAACGCCUAAAUGUCAGAGAAUUAAGCAGUGAAACUUCAGAGGCAUAACCUAUACACCAAAACCACUUCAUUAAGCUAAAGUUGUUUUGGUGACUAUAGUGUCUCUUUAAAGCUGAAUGUUAGUUUUUGUUGUGGUUUACAGUGCUUGAAAACUAUCAUUCUAAUUUCAUAUUUAUUUUUUAUUUAGUGGAUGCCUUGUACCAAACCACAUAUCCUGAAUAUCUUCAGUACAUCUACUUGGCAGCCCCGGUUUCUCUCAUGAUGCUGAAUCCCCUGGGAUUUGUUCUUUGUGAGAUACAAAGAUGGAGGGAUAAUCCAACUACUAACCAAAGCAAAAUCAAGAUUUUAGGACUGGCUUUCCUUCGCGCCUUCCAGAACCCCAUUGUUUUUAUGGUCUUUAUAGGCAUUGCCUUCAAUUUUGCACUUGGCCAGAAGAUUCCCAUCUUUAUGGAGAACUUCUUGGAUGGCCUGGCCAGCUCUUUCUCUGGCUCAGCUCUGUUUUAUCUCGGUCUCUCAAUGGUUGGCCAGACCAGUAAACUUAAAAAAUCUUCUUUUGUUGCAUUGCUGCUACUUAUUACUGCAAAGCUGUAAGUAUAAAGACAUUUAAAACAUGUUUUAUUGGUUUGAUAAGCAUGAUAUGUUGUAUGUUUUCUCUUUGUAUACAUCUUCCAAACUACUGCAUACACUGCACUUUCCUUUUAUAAAACAUACAAAAGGACAUUUAGAGCAACUAUACAACAACUUAAUUUAGUUGUUCUGGCAAUUAGAGCAUGUCCCUGCAGACAUUUUAAUGCAGACACUGCCUUGUCAAAGAAAAGGCAGUGUUUACAUUGCUGCUUAGGAUAACCUCCAAUUGCAGUCACUCAGACUGUCAGAGGUGCUCCCUGGGUCAGUGCUGCACAACAUUUUCCCCACAGAGAUGCAUCUGAUUUGCCAGGGAUGCAUUUGGCUCCGCCGCUGCCCUGCCUUCUUGACUGAGAUCAUCAGAAUUUACAAUCUCAGCCAAUCCAAUGAUUUCCUAUAGGAAAGCAUUGGAUUGUCUGAGACCAUCAAUUCUGAUGAUCUCAGCCAAGGGGGUGGGGACAUUGCUGGUGGUGGGUUUUUACUAUAUUUAAAGGAGGCAGGGAGUCCAGGGGGCUAAAUAGUGUUAACACAAUUGGUUUAGGAAUACACGUUUUCUAUUUCUGACUCUCUAAUAGGGAUUGACCGAUUAUCGGUCUGGCUGAUAUUUGGUAUUUUUGGCAAAUUACACAUUUUACACAAAUUACAUACCUGCAUAAACACACACACACACUCACUCUGCAUUAUAUUAACACUACACACACUACACAGACACACUGCAUUCACUAUACACACACUAUACAAUCACUGCAUUCACUAUACACGCUACACACACACUCUGCAUUCACUUUAUAUACACACUACAUAAACACUCACUGCUUUCACUAUGCACACUUCACAAAUACACACUGCAUCCACUACAUAGCUCCCCUGUCUAAACACACUGCAUCCACUACAUGUGGCAUGUAAAUUUUGUGCAUUUACUUUUUAAAAAUGGUUUAUUUUUUUUAAAAUGGCAAAUGUACAGAAUAUCUAUAAGUUACCGGCUAUCGGCCUGAAAAUUCACAGAUUAUCGGUAUCUGCUCUAAAAAAAUCACUAUUGGUCGAUCCCUACUCUCUAAUGUUCCUUUAAAGAAUUAUAUACUAUGUAUUCAUAACUGAAGGUGGCAAACAUUAAAAUGAAACGGUCAUGCAUAUAAUAGGAGUGAUGACUAACUUUGGCACUGUAGUUGUUUUUUUGCAGACAAUGUUUAUUAGAUUGUAUAAGCAUCACUAAAAUGUAGUCCACGGGCCUGUGCAGUUUGUAAAAUGAAGGGAUAGUAUUAUAAUAUCCUCAUUGUUAUAAGGGCCUGGAGAUCCUCCCCAACACUUUUAAGGUUGUUUUUUUGCAGUAGGAAAGAUGGUAGCAGUAAAUUACCAAGUGGGUUCUUUAUCAUUACUUAGUGAGCUGAUAAAGGCUGCUAAUAGUGUACACUUUUUAUGCUAAAAUUGCUGUGACAUGUCGGGAGUAAAACAGUUUUAUUUUAUGGACAGAUUUUAAGAAAAGCCCGUUCAUAUGAUGUAAUGUAAAUUAAUCUUUUUUUUUUUUUUUCUUCGGAUAACAUAACUCUAGGGCUUAUCUAUUUUUCAACAUUGUGAAUUUUAUUUAGAAUUAGACCCAGUCUCUGUUGUUGUGUAUUGUUUUUGUCUUUCUUUUCCUUCUGUCUCACACAAUGUCCUGUUUUUUUUUUUUUUGUUUGUUUUUUUCUUAUUAUUAUUUUGUAACUUUUUCUUUUUAUUCCCCCUCAGGCUGGCAGUGCCGCUUAUCUGCAGGGAAAUGGUGGAGCUGUUGGACAAAAGCAACAGUCCAGUUAACCACACAAGCUUAUCUAAUUAUGCAUUUCUGUAUGGAGUCUUCCCAGUGGCCCCUGGAGUCGCUAUCUUUGCAAACCAGUUCAACAUGGAAGUGGAGAUUGUAGGUUUAAUGUGCAUACAGUUCCUUAUAUGAUCAUGUUGUAACAUUUUAAAGGGACCAGUAUUACCUUUUUUUUUAUUUUUUAUAUGCUUUGAUUAUAGUUGUUCAGUUAUGGAAUAGCAUAUCUUAAUGUAGCUUGGGUGAACCUUGCCACUACUGAAACAGUCAGCAAUAGUCCCUAUUCUUUCGUUUUGGCUUGUGGUGUGUUUUUUUUUUUUUAAAGAACAGACCAUAACCAAUUCUCUGUUCUGAUUCAAAUGAUGAACCUGCUCUAGUAACAUAAUUUUAAGCCUCCUCAAUGAACACUGUCAUGCAUACUGGGGUUGCUUAGCAUACCUUUAGCCUGGUAAUAUUCUCAGGUGACAGUGCAUGUAAAUAGUGAGUGUACAUAGCAGCACGCUUCAUAGAACAACAGAAUUUUGCUUCUAUCAAAGACACAAAGAGGAAUAGUAUUUUUCUAGUUACAUUGUAUUAUGGGCUGAAAAGAGUCCAAGUGUAUCUUUAUUUAUUAAAAAAAAAAAGUUUAAAACAUACUGCCAUGUAACAUUUAUAAUUCACAUAUGUGAAAAAUGCUAAUUAGCAUAACAUAUCUUAAAAUAAAUAUUUUUAAGUACAGUUUCCUCACAAUCUGGUGUACAUUUUAUUUCAUAUUUUAUUUUGGGGAAUGUGUUUAAAUGAAUAUUUGCUGAUUCUUGUUAACAGGUCACUUCUGGAAUGGUGAUAAGCACUUUUGUAUCUGCACCCAUCAUGUAUGUGUCAGCCUGGCUCCUGGCAAUCCCCACUAUGGAUCCCAAGCCAUUGAUGUCUGCGUUGCAGAAUGUGAGCUUUGAUAUCAGCAUUGUAGGCUCAUUGUCCCUGGUAAGUUAACUGGAGAAUGUAACAUGCAGAGUAUAGAUAUGAGAAAGGGUGGCACACUCCCUAGGUGUUAUCAGGUGUACAUUUUGUUGGGAUGCUGUCAAAAUAACAUUAUACAAAAUACUCUAAAAAAAAUUGCUAUGCAAUCCCUGUGCUGUGUUGCUCCACACACACAUUUGCCUCUUCUGGUACACAAAGAAGGCUCUAAGAAGUAUGUAUGCGAGCGCUGUAUUUAGGGAUGGAGCUCUGAUACCUGUGAUCUUCUUGCUCUGCUAUCUCGUGUGCCUUAUGGUUAAGCCGGAUAUGACAUCACUCCGGUCCAGGUAUCCCCAAACUGCGCACCAGGAGCAAAGCAAGAAGAUCACAGCAACUUGGACCCCAGGGAAGAAUCUAUAGGUAGGGAGGCUGGGAAUUUAAGAAUUAUAAUUGUGUGUUUGUCUGUCAGUGAGUAUGUCUUUCAGUAUCAGAGUUUGUGUGUUUGAGUAUCAGUGAGGGCAUGUGUCUGUCAGUCAAAGUGUUUGUUGAUCCUCAACAGGAAGAGGUGUGGCCUUGACAGGAAGGGGUGGGGCAAAUUUAGAUUAGUCAUGCCUAGGGCAGUAUGGAACCAAAAUAAACCACUGCUGUAUGGUAUGUAGUGAAAUGAAAACAGAAUUACAAAAUUCAGGUUAAAAUAGCCAUGUGUUAAACAGCGCAAGGGAGCCGCUUGAAGAUCACUGCUCGCUCGCACGCUGCCCCGGGCGACUGGCCGGCUCCAUUGUUUCUCCGUCCUGCCUUUAGCUAAAGGGCUUUAAAUCCCAGUCGCAAUGGCGACCUGGCGCCUUGGAUUUGUCAAGCUCUGCUGUACAGACACCAAUAGUAUCUCAGCGAUUGCCGCAGAAUCGCUCAGCUUGACUGAAUUCUGACUACAUUUGGGUUUAGUAAGCAUGAGAAUUCAUAUAAGCUAAUUGAUUCAUGUCGAGGAACAUACUAGUAGGGAUGAGAUGUUGCUGUUGUCUAGCCUAUUUAAGAGAAUAGUUUAUUCCAACAUAGAAAAAUAUAUAAUAUGGAUAUCAAAAGAGCUGGAAUCUAGGGAUAAUUGUGGGACAGAAUAUUUUAUAUUUUGUGAAAAUUAUAAUAAUAAAAAUUGUAUUAAAGGACCACUAUAGUGUAAGGAAAACCAACUCGUUUUCCUGACACUAUAUAUAAUCCUUAGGUUCCCCCCACCCUCAGGGCUUGCCUCUCGCUGGGCUGAAGGGGUUAAAACCCAUUCAGCCACUUACCUUUAUCCAGUGACCUCUCCUCCCCCUCCGACGUCUGCUCCCGAUGAGCCAAAUGCGCAUGCGCGGCCAGAGCCACGUGUGCAUUAAAAUCGCCCAUAGGAAAGCAUUUCUCAAUUGCAUUGAGCGUUGCAGAAGUGCCUCUAGCGGCUGCCAGGAAGACAGCCACUAGAGGCUGGAUUAACCCUGCAAUGUAAACAUAGCAGUUUCUCUAAAACUGCUUUGUUUACAACUGCAGGAUUAAAACCUGGGGGGCCUGGCACCCAGACCACUUCAUUGAGCUGAAGUGAUCUGGGUGACUAUAGUGGUCCUUUAAUAAGGUGAUCUUGAUUAUAGAACCACACGAAUGGUUAUGAUUUAAAGAGAUACCAACUAUUUCUUCUCUGAAACCUAACCUAAUUUAUAAUUCAAUUCAACAUAACGUACAAUAACUAUAUUACUUAAAAAUUUAAUUUAUUGUGAUAACAAUCUAUACAAUAAAAACCUUAUCAGUGAUCAUACAACAUGCAACAAAGAAAUAUAAUUUCCAGAUUAGAGAAUGAAAUCUGGAUAAUAAUAUUUAGUUAUUGGUUCAAAGAAUUGUUAACCAAUGAAUUCAAUAACAUAACUUAUUGCAUUAAUAUUUUAUAUUAUUCACCCUAAUAUAACAAGUAUUACAUUACAAUAUCUCCUGCAAUAAACAAGAAUAAAACACAUUUGCUGCUUCUACAAAGUUUCAAUUACUUGUUUAGAAAAUCUCUACUAUCCUUAUAAAACCUGUGUAUGAUUGGUUAUAUGUAUUUAAAAUUCAAGUUAAUUCAUCGUCUAUGAAAAUAGGUUAUAGAAUCUCUGGUUUUAAAAGUCCAAUUUUUAAGUUAGGUGGUCUUUUUUUUGCAUAACCUGUUUAGUAGGGAUGUGAACCAGCGUAUGUUUGCUAUUUCAGCAGCACAUCAAUUAAUGUGUUUGUUUUAGAGCAAAGGUGCCCACAAGGUAGAUGCCCAAAUGUUGUAGAGCUACAACUCCCAUGAUGCCUUGCGUGCCUUUUAAAAUGACAAAGCAUCGUGAUAUGGGAUCUACCUUUUAGGCAUCCCUGUUGUAGAGAAUGCACAUGCAUUUGUGUUUAUUAAAUGUAUAAUGUAUAUUUAUUCUUUUCAGGUUUGGACUCUUGCUGUUUUACUUCUGAGUAAGAAAUACAAGCUCCUCCCUCAUUCACUCACUGGGAACCUACUACUAGCACAGGUCUGUGCAGUAAAACGUUUUUCCCUUUCUUUUGUCAUCUAUAAAUGAUUAAAUGAACAGAUACUUAGAGUUCCUUGGGUUAAAGUUGGCCUGUCAUGUGUGUUUUGUUUUUUAUUUAUUUAUUUUCUUCAAUGUGAUUGUAGAUAUAAAGAUUUUAAGCUCAUGGGGAACUUAAACAUCCUCUGCCGUGAGCUCAUCUUAAAACAUCUGAUAAAUUGCUAUAACGAAUUAGAUUUUUGACUGUUCUGUUUCUCACAGUUUAUUGUCUGCAUUGGGAUGGUGUUGUGGAACUUCAUUAUACAAGAGAGAAACGUGGUUGGCCAGAUUCUUGUGUUUGUGAUUCUCUAUAGCGCUCUCUACAGCACUUACCUGUGGACAGGUAAUUCCAUAUUUCUCUGAUUUUACAUGUGACUUUUCAAUAACUUUUAACAAUAUUAAACAAAGUUUGUAAAGUAGUUCUUACUUGACAAAAAGUAUUUGGAAAUUAACAUUUCCUGUUCAGCAGUGUUCUGAUAUGGCUGAGACUCUCCAAGAAAACCUUAUGUGCAAAAUGUAUCUAGUUUAAAAAAGCUUGCACAGCAAACAUUUUGAUGGAGCAAUCAGUUUGUAAAUGUGAAAUUCUGUUUGGUUUUGGAGGUGCUGUUCCUAAAAUACAGUCUUAUGUACAUGGAAGGGCCACAUCCUGUUUCAACAAGGUUCUGGGCACACAAUAAUGGUGGCAUCUCAAGUUACCUUGAAGUGAAGACUUGAGUGCCUUGACUACUUUAGAUUUCAAUACUUUAACCUGUUCUUGCACAAGAAAGCCAUCUUAUCGUGGGGAUUCCUUUACACCAGUUUCUCCUCCGUUAGUGAAGCAUUUCAAAUCUCCUUUGCCUUAUCUAGCAAUUUUGGUCAAUGGGAACUGUUGUAGAUAUGGCAAGAUCUGCUCACUGUGUUUUUCAUGAGAAUCUGCCUCUUUGCAGACAAUUUAAAUGGUGUGAUGGUACACAUUAGCUAUAAUCCCCAGGGAUAUUGCUCUUGCUGUAUCUUAAAAUCAGCACAGGUGUAAAGCUUAAAUAUCUUAUCUAAAAGUCUGCCACUUUUAUUACAUUGUUCAUGGAGCAUAUGACCAUUAAAAGAAACUGAUACCUUCAUUAAGGACAUCUGCCAACUUGCUCCUUUGCUCAACUAAUGUCGGGUAAACAUAGGGAACCUGUGAUGCUUAGGGCUCCAGUGUCCUCACCACAUCUCUUCUUUCUCUGGGAGCCUAGGGGAAAAUGUUACUGCAGAUACUUCUUCGUAACCAUCUUCAGAAAAGUAAGAAAAAGGGCCAUAUGACCACCUUAACUAUGUUUGGAUUACCAGGCCUGUGGGGCACAAAAUAAAUGUAUAUUGUAAUCAGACAGUAAUAUGAGCAGAUCGUGGGUUUGAGAUCAGCCUCAUGUUUGAGGAUAUAAAUAUAAAUGUGUAAAUGGUCCCUCCAAAAGUGAUUUUUGUGAACAAAUAUCUGCACACUAAAUAGCAACUCCUUUUGACUUGGCUUGCUGGUUAUGGCUGUAGAGACCCUGUAGGUAAUGCCCACUCUUCAAAGUUAGUAGCAGAAAGUUUGGUAUCGGUGAAUUACUGUUGGCCUAGUCUCUGUAUAACUAUAUAAUCCUCCAUCAGUUAUGAUCCAAGAGCCUUUUCAUUCCGCAAACUGAAAUAUAAUUUCACUAAAUGCUUUUGAUUUUAAAAUCUUUUUUUUUUUUUUUUCCAUCUACCCUUUCAGGCCUUAUUUCUCUCUCUCUAUUUUUGCUGAAGAAAAGAGAAGUUGGAAAUCUCCCAGUAGUUUUCAUUGCCUUAGCUGGCUGGGGGUAAGUAUUUUUCCUGAAUGUUUAUCAAAUUGAAAACCUAUUUAAAAAAAAAACACACCACUUCCUUACCAAUAUAGUUUGUAUUCAAUGUACCAGAUUUACUCUGUACGUAGUUUUAAUUAUAUCUUAUUUUUUUCUUCUGGUUGCGAUAUUAAUUAUGGAAAUGCAAAUUUUAGGCCUGGAGCUGGUGAUCUUGCUGUCUCUCGUAAUGGACACUACUGCAUCUUUGUGUUUGUGUUUUUUUUUAUUCUGUCUGCUCUCUGUGAAGAAAGAAGUUGCAUAAAAAAGUUUUCUCUUUUUUUUUUUUUUUUUCUUGCAAUGGUUCUUGCUAUAAGGAGAAUGCAUAACAAUUAAAGAAAUAUUACUUUUAACAACUUAAGACAUCCAGGCACCAUAACCUCUUAGGGAUAGGUGGACAGAAAGAAACUGACCUAAUAGAGUGGAAAAAGUGGUAAUACAGAAUAGAGACUAAAUGUUGGGGUGACUCCCCAUACAGUAUGUUCAAAAGAUAAAAAAUAAUAGGGGGGCGGGGCCGGGCGGCCAUGCCAGCAGGCUGCAUAUCACACGGGCUCCUGAGCAAACAAAGGAAAAAAGGCAAUAUAUCCACUUUACCCGACUUAUACGGACCCGGGGGUCCAUGACAUGAAGCCCUGAAGUGUCCCAGUGUAGCUGGAGCGCCCGCCGCAGGGUGGCUCUAGGUCCUGGUGAGAGACUCUGGCGCUCGGGGAUUGAGGCCUACCCGGGAGGGGAGCGGGGUGGACGGCCGCUGCCUCGCUCUCCACUCUGACUGCAGUAAAUCACCAUCUACUUGGUACCUUCCUGGUCCAGCUUCCCCCCCCAUGGGCCGGGGGGGACAUCCCGGUCCCCACCAGGCGGGCUAAUGCCUAAACAUCUCACCUGAAUGGUCUGAAGCCGGAGUGAGGAUCCCACGCGGUCUCACCAAAAUGGCUGACGGAGGCACAGCAACUGCAUCGACAGAAGGUGAUCACUCUGUGCUCACAACCUGCUACCACCGGGGGUCCCUGAGGGCUCUCAAGCCCCCACGUAACAGCCCUGGAACAUACAAGCUGACAAAUGAGAACCACCACAGCCAGCAUUUCCUCCACAUGCCCAUCUCAAAGCGGCAACCCCAGAAGGGCACUCUGCAAGCAAGCUCCACUAACGACCAGGGCUGGAAGAACAAACAGAACACCCAGCUUUACCCACUGACCGCAUGGUGCUAUAGCCCUCGACAAUACAUCAAGGCUCGCAAGACAUGGCAAACCUACCCAACAACCGGGACAUUAGGAACAAGUGGAAUUCAUGGGGUAAUAUCAAGGGACUCACCCCACACCUGGGCAUGGAACACAACCAGAUUACCUCAGGCUUUGCGCUGGGCUGGAGCUGACGGUGACCCCAGCCGUUCAUAAUAAGAAGCACAAUAUAUAGUAUGACAUGAAUAGCUAUACCAGAUAUCACUGUAGUUGCAGUCAUUGAAUAACGUGCAUAUCCUCUGCAUAUGACCCUGUAUAUAGUUCAUCUUUACUUGAGCUUUAUAUGUAUAGAAGGAAAUAACUGAAUGUAUGAUGCUCUGCCUGGUGGCACCCUACUUUAAUGAGAAUCUUAGCUAAAGUUGGAAACCUUAAUAGAAAUAGAUAUAUUUUGUUAGUCAGCACUGCAUAAUCUAUUAUAACCUAAAAUGCAAACUCACAGUCUCAACUACUGUCACGACUACUUAGACCAACUGUUACUGUACAAAAUGUAUGUCUCUCACUUAAGCAUAGUCAGGCAUAAGCAUGUCAAUGUCUAGAUAUUGAAGCGAUGACACGCGACAUAAAUAUUAACCCUAAGCUACUGGUACUAAUCGACAAUGUAAUUCAAAAAGACAGACGUAGUUACUAAGCUUGUACUUAACUUGUAUUAUUACCCUAAAAAAAAAAUGUGUGCGUUUCCUCUAUGCUGUACAACAGUUGACAAAUAAGUGUCUGUAAAUUGAUUGCGAUUGCUGUUGUGGCAUUGUUGAUAUGCAAAAUUAUUUCAUGCACAGCAAAAAAAAAAAAAAAAAAAAAAAAAAAAAAAAAAAAAAAAAAAAAAAAAAAAUUAUAAAUAGGUUGGACACCAAAAUGGGAAAAGUGCAAAUCCACAAAAUCUCUCAACUGUAUAGUUAAGCUCCCAUAUUAGCUUUAAAUGUAAACAAGUGACAAGCAGAAUUAAAAAUUCUAAACGUACCUGAGAAAUGCAGAUAAAUAGAUGAUAUUAUCUGUACACUAAAUAGCAACUCCUUUUGCCCUGGCUAGCAGGUUAUGGCUGUAGAGACCCUGUAGGUAAUGCCCACUCUUCAAAGUUAGUUAUUUAGUUUAGAAAAACUUGAUAUGAUCACAUUAUACAAAUAUAUUCGGGGGAUAUGAUCACAUUAUAGAAAUAUAUUCGGGGCCAAUACAAACCAUUGUGUGGAAAUUUAUUCACAAACUGGACUUUAUAUAGGACACAAGGCCAUGCGUUUAGACUGGAAGAAAGAAGAUUUCGUCUAAGGCAAAGGAAAGGUUUUUUUACUGUAAGAACAAUAAGGAUGUGGAAUUCUCUGCCUGAAGAAGUGGUUUUAUCAGUCCAUACAGAUGUUCAAACAGCUACUAGAUGCAUACUUGCAAAAACAGAAUAUUCAAGGAUACAAUCUUUCAAUGUAGGGUAAUAACUGCUUGAUCCAAGGACAAAUCUGACUGCCAUUCUGGGGUCAAGAAGGAAUUUUUUUCCUAGCUUGUUGCAAAAUUGGAAGUGCUUCAAACUGGGUUUUUUUUGCCUUCUUUUGGAUCAACAGCAAAAAACAAAUGUGAGAAAGGCUGAACUUGAUGGACGCAAGUCUCUUUCCAGAAUGUAACUAUGCAACUAUAUUGAUUACUAUAUUGGAUAGUACACAGAAUAUCUCUUAAAGGGAGUAAGUAAGUUGUUAAUAAUAAGACUUAUUACUCCCUUUUUCAGUGCCGAUUAAGUUGUUAUGAUGCCCAAAGUGUUCCAUAAAGUCCCAAUUGUUGCACUUUACAGUCAUCCUAAUCAGACUCAUUUAUACCAGCAUAGGGUGACCUUUUUGGGCUUUGGAGUUCAACUGAGCCUUGCACUUCAGCAGCAGUUGGAGAUGGAGUUGCACCAUUAAAAAAAUAAAAAACACAGAAUCUCAAUAUCUGAUACUUGCAGAGUUUCAAGCAAAAAUGCUACCUCCCCCCUCUGUCAGUUCCUACAUUGGCUUCACGUAAGAUAUAGGGCUCAAUUUAAGAUCCUUGUACUUGCUUACAGAUCUCUAGAGAAUGCUGCCCCAACCUACCUAUCCUCACUAAUACACAAAUAUGUAUCUAGGCCCCUACGCUCAGCCGAAGACCUAUGUCCAACCUCUGUUCGUACUCCUGCCUUAAAGACUUUUCUAGGGCUGCACUAUGGAACGCCCAUCCCCUCUCUUAGACUUUCACCCAGUCUCCACUCCUUCAAAAAAUCUUUGAAAACUUCUUCAGAAUGCAUAUCAAUUAAACUGUGAACAGCUUUCUCUCCCUGCACCCUGAUUCCUCUCUUGCAACUGUCAUCAAAACAAAACACUAAAUGAAUACUAUCCUAGCAAUCUUCUUUUUCUACCCUACUCUUACCUUUUGUGUCACUAUACCCCACUUCCUCUAGCAUGUAAGCUAAUUGAACAGGAACCUCAAUCCCUCUGUUCCUGUGUGUCCAACUUAUCUGGUUCCUUGUUAGUCCACCCAUUGUAUAACGCUGCAGAUUUGUUGACUCUUUAUAAAUAAUAACAACAACAACAACAUACCUGGUCUUUGUACCAUAUCGCUAUAGCACUUAAAGGCGAAUGCUUUCUGACCCAAGCUGCACGCAUAUGGCCUAAGGAUCUUGUUGUAUACUAAAGUUAGGGAUGACUUUUUACUUAUACAUAUACAUUUAACAAAGUAUUCAUUUCCUUUCGUAUCUUGAUGAAAGGAUCUUUGUAUUAUAAUAUAGUGUUGAGGUGACAAUUCUUCUUUAAAGUCAUAGUACUGCAGGAAGUACGAACACAAAUCUUUAGUAAAAAAUGUCUGUGUGCCAGCUGCAGCCUUUUCUGUUGUCAAUGCAACUAUUGAAAAAGUAAUUGACCGUUCAGAAGACCACAAGAUAAUCAUUGUGAUCAAAUACUUCUAAAGUGGUCUAGCAACUUAAAACAGUGGUUCAAUGUAAUCCCGCCUAUAAAUCACCAUCACGGGACAUUUUCACAUUUACAUUUGAUAUAUAUAUUUUUUUUCUUUCAGCAUUCCUGUCUUAAUUGUUUGCAUUAUUGUAAGCGUCGGAGAACGAGAUGUCGACUGCACUGACUCUGCUUUCUUUUAUGGAAAGUUUCAGGUAAGUCUGCAAGACCCUGUGGAAGUAAGGGUGGGAUUGAUGACCAAAUUCCACUCCACACUUACAAAAUCUUGAUUUAUUUGCAUGGCAUUUUUUUUUUUCAAUAUUUGAUAAUCUUUGAUCUUAGUACUAUUGUAGAGCCUUCGUUGUGGAUAAUCUGGACAAAAAUAAUGUCACAAUAUAUCAGUUGCAUUUUCUACUUAAUGAAAAGUUGAAAAACGAAUCAUACUGGUGCUCUGCUAGAUUGUGUUAAUAAAUGAACAGUCUUAUUUUUAGUGAAUUGGUGCAGCUCUGGGGUAAAAUUUUUGCUUUAUACUCAUCAGUCACACGUUCCUGUAGGAAAAACAGCUGAUUUUCAUUUUCACAAUUUUUAAUUGUGGCUCCAUUCUUAUGUCCCAUCAUGUGAUAUCAUGUGAAAUUAACUCUAUUUCUAUUUAUUUAUUUUCUAAUUAAAUAAUUUUAAUUAAAAAAACAUACUCCGAUUAUAAAUGAUUUGUGACCUUCAUGGACCCAUUAUCAUUGCAAUAAACACUGCAGUCUUGGAGGUCUAAAGCAGCUGUACAAUCAACUUCCCCAUCUCCAAGUAACAGGGUUGCAUCCCCAAGAAUUGAGGGAAGCCAGGUGUGAAUUUAGGGAACAGGGUAGUGCCGUGCUCCCCACUAUAGGGUCAUGUUUGUUUGUUUUCUUGCUGGAGGAUAAGCAAAAUAUGUAUAAAUUAAAGCUAUGUUCUAGCUGAAUGUGAACUUGUCAUUCUUGCUUUGUGGAUGACUGUUAACAAUUUAAGACUCUACAUUUAUAUUGAUGAUAUGUAUGAAGCUGAUGUGGACUCAUCAGUGGUGGCCUUGCAGUCUUACUGAGAAUAAUAGUGCACAAUGCCUGGAGGUGCCCUUUCUCUGUAGGGAGAUAUUGAAGUUCUCUGAACUGUAUUAUUUUGCCAUACUUGUUCCUGGCACUGAACGGAUAUUGUUGUUUUUUUUUCUUUGAAUAAACUGCAGUGUUUUUUUAAAUUAUCUAAACAUAUUUUCUUUUGAUCUUUCACUAGAUUAUCUGCACCGCGGUGGUCCUUUCCUGCAGUAUACUACUAUCUAGUAUAUCACUUCUGUUCAUGAGUCGAAUUGGGCAGGAUAGCAAUUACCAGGCACUUAACCAGUCAUCUCAAAGCAGUAUCAACCGGACUCCUGACACUAGUGAAAUAAAGCCAGACAGUCCUGUGCUGGCAAGCACUCCCACAGUUUCUGCUGAAAGAGGUAAUUUGUUUAACCAUGCACACAGACCUGAUUAAGAGAGAUCCUGUAUGCGAAGUCAGUCAUUUAGCUCUAUAUUACAAAUGUUCCUAAACACUGAGCAGUGGGCUAAGGUAGAUACGAUUUUGCAGAAGCAGCAGAACUUUUUUUUGCAGAGGCAGCUGACCGUGAUCACAUGUAUUACUGUGUGCAUGUGUACUUUGCAUUGGUUGCCAAAACUGUGUUCUCAGAAUUCCUGGAAAGAGCACUCAAAGAACAAAGAUCACUACAGCUUACUGUAAUAGUUUUGGUACUAUGAAACUAGAGGUGCAAAAAUUUUUUAUCUGUUUUUGGGUGUGAAGAGAACCCUUAUUCUAAGUGUCUGUUGCUUAUAUAGCUUUGGUUUAGUGACCUAUCGCUAAAUCUGCAUUUCAUUUCUGCUAGAGAACAUGCACAGCCUGCAUACUCAUGUCAUGCAGUUAGGAGCUCUGAGAACUAGGGCGUAGGAGAUUCUGACAAUCAGAAUGGCUGUAGGCACUUUUGGCUCACAAUAUCGCCGCAGGCCCUUUCAGCAGUGCAUACAUACUAAUUCAUUUGGCAGCACUGAGAUUUCUUCAUUCUGUGUUGUUGAAAGUGUGUAUGGCAAGUUAGAGCAGUUCUGUAUCCCAGUUCACUAAAUUUGUCAUUACAUUGCAUGUGACUUAAUUUAUUUAAUAUUCUGUUUGACAAAGAAACUUUUUUUUUUUAAAUAAAAAUUUGAAACAAAAUAUCAGGAGAGGCAGAUGUAAUCGUUGUUGUGGCAAUCUGAAUAAAACUCAGUCCUCGGAAGGUUACUGAGUUUUCCUUUGUGCAGGAAUCAGACAAAUGACAAUUUAAAACAAGCCUAUUUAAAAGCUUUCUGUUAUCUAUUUAUUUAUUUAUUUCCCCCACCAAAUAAUUGUGUACUGCAGGUCUGUUGCCACAUAGAGUCCAAAAUAGCAGAUUCUGAAAAGAAAAAAUGUCUGUGCCUGAAGUUUUCAUCGGUAUAUUAAAUUCUCCAGUUACUGUUUUAUUGAAUGACCAUCAUGUUGGUGAAUGUGUUGUAAUAACGUCUGAAUACUCUCUGUAUGCAGGAUUCUGUGCAUGUGGUCAGGAAAAUGGAGAUUUAUGUAAUCCCAUGGAGACUGCAAAUGUGCUGAAUAUCAAUGAGCCUCCAAGCAUUGAAGAAGGUACGCUUUGUUAAAUGUCCUGAUGCAUGUUGUGCAGACUGCCAGGUUUUUUAUUUCAAUAAGAAUAAUUUUACUUAUUAGUCUGUCCAUUUGAAUUCUAUUUAUUUUUACUUUAGAUCAGGAGAAUAUUCGUCACUAGUUUAAUCACCAUAAAUGGGGGGGAAGGGGGAAAACUGUUAAUAAAUAAAACAGUUUGCUUUAAAAUGUGCAGCCUAAUCUUUCCUUUCUUAGUGUGAUUCUCUACUUGUCUUUUGUUUGUUUGUUUUUUGUGUACACACAUACAAUUAAGCCUCCAAAAUAAUAAUAAUGCAGAGGAAUGCUAAGGAGAACUAGAAAAGUUACAUAAUACAUUUUAAAUUUCAUUGUGCUACUGGAAAGGCCUAAUUUCAUUUUCCCAUACCACUAGGUUAGAGGAAUCUGGAUUCUGUUUGCUCCAUUGACCUGUUUUGCAUCAAACUGUUGCUGGGUGUUUUUUGUUUUUUUGUUUGUUUUUUAAGCAUAUUUAAUUUAACAGAAAAUCAGGACUUGUGUACUUCAUCUAACAACUCUUAUUGAGUAUUUUUAACUUCAUAUAAUGAUGUUGGUUUCCAUCUAAAUCUGGGUGCUCUCCACCGGCAUUUGUUACAUACAUACUCUGGCACUGAUUCAAAGCUGAUUAGAUAAUAAUUUACCUAACUUUGAUGCAGAAUACUACCCAUAGAGAAGACAGAGCUUCCUGCAGGUCAGAGCUUACCAUUCACACAAGAUGCUUAUGUCCUCUUCAUAUCACAUUAUGAGAAUAUAGGGGAGCUAUUUAAUAACGGCAUGCCCAGAUCAUACCAGACACAAGCACAAAAUACCAUUACACCAAUCUCCAAAUCUUCAUUAAACCGAAAAGCGCAUACAAUCAGAAUGCAGUCAGGUCAAAUAUGUUAAUGUAAAACAUUUUGUCACAUAGGUAAUACUCUAUAUAUGUGGGAAGAGAACAGAGCAAAUAAUUCAUUUCCUUCAUUUUACGUCUGGUAUUUAUUAUCCAUUUAAAUUACUUCAGAAUCAGAAAGCAAUCAUUUGUUUUCCUUUUUAGCUCAUGAAUGUCUAAGUCGCUGCAAUUCUCAGAGAUGUAUUCUAUCCCAAGAAGAGCAGCAGUUGCACAGUGUGGAUCCACAGACGAGCAGACAUGUUUUGCUUUGCUUACUUCUUGUUGUGGGCCUUUUUGCGGUAAUUAUAUUCUGGAAAUAAUAUAUACAUUAUUUGCAUUUUGUUUUUGUCUUGUUUUUACCUGGCUAUGCCAUAUUAUAAUUUUAUAUUGUAAAUAUAAAUUACUAUAUAUAUAUAUUUCAUAAUUUCUGUUUUUAGAAUGUGUCCAGCUGCUUCUGGUGGCUUUUUAACUUGGAACCAGGAAGAUUGUAUGUUGAACUUCAGUUCUUCUGUGCGGUGUUUAACUUUGGUCAGGUGAGUAGACGUUGCAUUAAACAUUGACCUGGUGAUACAGUGUUCAUCUCCUAUACUCAUACUGAAGGAACUCUGCAGACAGCACUUAUAGAACAGCAUAAAAUAUCCAAUAUACUCACAUAGACUCCAAUCUACAGAUUUUCUAGUGGUCGGUGGCUGAUUCUGCAUGCAGUACAGUCACAAAUAGUAUUUUAUUUAUUCCUGUACCUAAAAUGCAGUUCGAGGUUGAACUAAUCCUCCGGUCAUAUUUCUAAUUUAAUUGAGUAGUAAUCCAGAAAUUGGAUGGCGAUUGUAAAACUCUUCCUGUUUCUGUCAUUGGUAAUGUUUUUUUUUUGUUUUAUUAUUAAUCUGUUUAAUUUACGGCAUUCCUUAAACUACCUGCGAUAGAGGGUUUUUCUAUUUGUUGAAUUAUUAAAUGGACACUGUAGUCACCAAAACAACUUUAGCUUCAUGAUGUUAUUUUGGUGGAUAGAAAAUGCCAAUGUAGUCUCACUGCUCAAUUUUCUGCCAUUUAGGAGUUAAAUCACAUCUUCGUGCAUUUGACUUGUACAGCCUUCCUAAAUACUUCUUGCAAAGAGAGAUCUAAUGGUUACACUUCCUAUAUUGCACAUUCUGUUUUUAAUUCAGAAUUUCUGAUCUACUCCUCUAUUACUAGUCUUGUGUAAGUCACAUGCAGGGAGGUGUGACUAGAGUACAUAAACAAAGUAAUUUAACUCCCACAUGGCAGAGAAAUGAGCAGUGACACUGCAGGGGCAUGAAAAAUACACUAAAACUGCAUCAUUAAGCUAAAGUUGUUUUGAUGAAUAUAGUGUCCCUUUAAUAGUAUUGAAAGGUAAUAAAAUAAUGUGAUCUAGAAUUCACUAGCUCCACAACCAAAUGCCAAGAAAAACACAACCUUAAUUAUGAAACGGAAAGGGUAGAUUUGUCAUGUCAACAAUAUUUGCAGUAUAUAUGUAGAACAUAGAAAACCAUAUACAUAUUGUUCUACAAUAAAAUGUUUACUUUAAGAAAACAAAAGUGCUUAAAGGAACUGUAUAGGUAAACAAAUGCAAAUCCUCAGCAUUCAGACACUAGAACUAACAAAUAUCUUUCUAUCAUGUAUAAUCUUUAGAAUAAUCUCUUCCCAUUGUGUGCAUUUUCUUUACAGGGUUUCCUUUCUUUUGCCAUUUUUGGAUUGGACAAACAUUUGAUUAUUCUCCCAUGCAAGAAGAGGUAUUUGCAUUGUUUUUAUUUUAUUGGUUUCAGUGGGUUGGCAUGACAUGGUCUGUAGAAUUAUUUAACAUAUAGCAUCAUGACCCACCAACAUAGAAACAUAGUGUGACGGCGGAUAAGAACCAUUCAGCCCAUCUAGUCUGCCCAAUUUUCUAAAUACUUUUAAUUAGUCCCUGUCCUUAUCUUAAGUCUAGGAUAGCCUUAUGCCUAUCCCACGCAUGCUUAAACUCCCUCACUGUGUUAACCAAGUGUUAACCGCGUGGAACAGGAGUUUCUGUUUCAGGAGGGGAGGGGGUAAAAAGAGAGUGGGGGAAAAGAGAGUGGGGGGGUAAAAGAGGGGAGAGGGGUAAGAAGGGGGUAAAUAGAGGGGGAGGGGGGUAAGAAGAGGGAGGGGAGUAAGAAGGGGAGGGGGAGGAAGGGGUAAGAAGAUGGGGAGGUGGGUAAGAAGAUGGGGGAGGGGGAAGUAAGAAAGGGGGGUAAGAAGAGGGGGAGGGGGGAGUAAGAGGGGUGCCAUAUGCGAUACGCAGGGGAUGUCAAUUAUAAUAAUAUUAACAGAAAAAAGUUCUGAGCUACCCUUAUUUUGCUUCAAAGUUCUUUAUUUGAAAUUUAAGUUGUUUUUUUUCCCUGAAAUUUCCUUCUUAAAAUGAGGUGCGUGUUAUACGCCGAUAAAUACGGUAUUUUACAAAGGUCAAAAGGUAGCCAGACCAACAUCUGGCUACCUUUUCCUCAAAAAUCAUUAAACUAAACUAAGAAUGCCAAGUUCAGACAGCCCUGCUAUAGAUUAUUUUGCCCAAAGGGCAAUGUACUUUAUAACUUCUAGGUCCCAGUUUCUCAACUCAUAGUAAGCGUACCCAAUGGGUUAUGCGCACCAAAAGCUGGAUAUGCCAGCUCUACGUGUAAUUGUGUGAACCAGUUUCCUCUGUUUAAGUGUGUGUCUGUUUUAAUGUCCUCUUAUUUUGUGACUUUUAUACUUUAGAUUAAUAGUUCUUGUACUCCUCCUUACAUACACUAUAUUCACACAUGUCAUAUUUAUUUGAAACCUAUUCUUAACUACUUUUCAGCAGGUUUGUUCACCAGUAUGGGAUUAACUUUAAGAGACACUAGUCACCAAAGAGGCAUGCUCUGUACACAAAAACUGCUUCAUGAAGGUAAAGUUGUUUUGGUGACUGCAGUGUUCCUUUAACUCCUUAAGGACCGAGGACAGUUCAGGACCGUCAUCUGCAUUUUUGCAUUGCCGACCGGUGACGGUCCAGCAUUUUUGCGUUGCUCCGGUUGAGUGGAGACUGCCUGCAGUUAUUUAUGUGUAUAUAAAUAUGAUAUAUAGACAUUAUAUAUAUAUAUAUAUAUAUAAAAAUACACUUAUAAUUAAAUUACACGUGUGUGUGUAUAUAUAUAUAUAGAUAUAUAUAUAUAUAUAUAUAUAUAUAUAUAUAGAUAGAUAGAUAGAUAGAUAGAUAUAGAUAUAUAGAUAUAUAUAUAUAUAUAUAUAUAUAUAUAUAUAUAUAUAUAUAUAUAUACUUAUAAUUAAAUUACACCGUGUGUGUGUAUAUAUAUAUAUAUAUAUAUAUUAUAUGGUAGGUACUGAAACUUAGCUUUAUUCAGCAGCUGCAAUAGCUAGGAGUUUUUUCACCUUAUACUUUCUGAAGUCAGUAUAUACUACUAAUAUAUAUAUAUAUAUAUAUAUAUAUAUAUAUAUAUAUAUAUAUAUUUUUUUUUUUUUCACCUUAUACUUUCUGAAGUCCUUGGAGUGCUAUUACCUACUACUAUAUAUAUAGUAGUAGGUAAUAGCACUCCAAGGACUUCAGAAAGUAUAAGGUGAAAAAAACUUAGCUUUUAUUCAGCAGCUGCUGAAUAAAAGCUAAGUUUUUUUCACCUUAUACUUUCUGAAGUCCUUGGAGUGCUAUUACCUACUACUUUAUUUUUUAUGUUAUUCGCCUUAUCAGCACCGGGCAUUAACCUACUAUCACAGGAGUGCAAGUAUUUGGACAUUUUAUAUAUAUAUAUAUAUUAUAUAUUAUAAAAUACAAAUAGUAAGUAAAUUAAAUUAAAAAAAAAAAGUAAAAAUAAUAAUACAUUUUUUUUUGUAAUUCUUUAUUUUUGUUGUGCACAAAUAAACAAACAGCCUCAAUAUGCCACAACAGCGGGAUCGAGGUAUAUAACAAUUCAAUAUGCAAUACAAGAUGUGACACUUGAUAUUUAGGCACAAAAUUUUUUGUUUUUAAAUAAAAUAUGUAUAAUAUUGCCUAAUCAAAGAGUGUUAUCUAAGAUUAUUGAUCAUGCUUAAACAGUAGACGGACAGGAUUAAAUUCCCUCUGGAGCUGCGAUUAUAGUCUUUGAAGCCUGUAGGGCUUGUGACAUGGGGUGCAAUAAAAGGAAAUUAAGUGGAAAUUUAGUAAGGCAAGACUAGUAAGCAUCCGGUUAGCGUACUCAACAUAAGGAAUUGCACUGGGUGCCUGCUCAGCCAGGUGUUGUGACUAUCACAUUGGGCAUUAGUCAUGUGGCAUUACAGCACUGAUUUUCUGUGUAGUGUGUUCAGGCUAGGUGCAUAUGUCUGAAUGGAGUUCGGCUGAGUACUUGUUAGUAAGAGUAUGUAGACAUUGCUAGCAUUGGACUUGCUAUAUGAGUACAGGCUUGACUGCGUGGAGUGGCUGCUUUAGGGGAGAGUUAUAGCAAGUUAAUAUAGUAGGAGUAUGGUAUAGAUCAAAAUCGCUGGGUAUGCAUUCAACAACUUAAGGGUUCAACAGCUUAACAACACCUGGUCUGGGUAUGCAUUCAACAACUUAACAACACCCAUGUCCCUCAGCCAUCAAGCCUUAAUAGUGCUACCUCAGCCCACACCAACACGACAGGGGAGAGGUGAGAGUCCCAAAGUCCCCUGCAAGGAUCCCCUCAUGCCCCACACCUUGUGACAUGCCCUGUAGGCUAUCAGAGUCUCGCUAAGUGUCUCAUUCUUCCGGGGCUGCUCGCCCCGCCGGUCCCGAGCCAGUUCAGAGGCCCACGUGCAGGUCCUCCUGCUCCGGCAUGAUCUGCCGCUGCGUGUUUGGUCUCUGGGGAGUUUGGUCGCCGCUUGGGAUUGGAGUUUUGCCUUUCUCAUGUGUGAGCUGCGCACCAGGGCCUUCCUUUUCUGGACCCUCCGCCCAUGAGGACUGUGGCGAGCCCCGGACUUCGUGGGAUCUGGGUAGGUACCUGCUGGGUGGGUUCGUCUUGUCGGCUGCUCCGAGAUGGGGGCAGUGGAUGUUUUCCGCCUCUUGCUUGCCUGGAGGGAGGGAGUGUCCGGAGUACUGGUCUCGGCCUGCUUGCCUCUGUCUUGAAGUUUCUGCCAGAACACACAGAAUAAAGCGUCCAACCGCUCCUCGAGUGUCCCCUGUGAGCCUUGUGUUGAGCAGUCCAGCAUGUCAGCCGCCAUUUUGCCCUCAGAGUCAGAGCUGCGCACCGGCCUCAGAUGCAGGUGAGUUGGUUGGCACUUCUCAUAGCUCGGGGGUAUAGUCUGUCCGCUUGUGCCGGGAUAACCCCCACCGGCUGGGGGGAGGAUACGGGGUUCCCAGCCACCGCCGUUUUUCGGGUAGCUGGCAGUGAGCUCGGCCUCUGCUCUCAUGCCCGCCACCUUUGCUAGGCCGCAGGUCGUCAUAACGUUCUCGUUGCUUUUCUUCGUGUGGGAGCUCCGCCGGGUGUAACUCCGGUAUUCACCGACUUCUUCUAGCAAUCAAAUUCUCUGUGGUGUUUUCUUUAAAUGUCGAUUUGUGAGAAUUUUAACAGAUUCUCAUACGGAGCUCUCUCUUGGUGCGACCUGUUAGCUCGGCAGCCGGGCUCCGCCCCCCCCCUAAUAAUACAUUUUAAAAACAUUAUAUAUCUAUAUGAAAUUUUAUUCUAACUGUAUUUUGAUAUUAAUAUAUAUAUAUUUUUAUAUAUAUAUAUAUAUAUAUAUAUAUAUAUAUAUAUAUAUCAAAAUACACUUAGAAUGAAAUUGUAUAUAUAAAUAAAAAUAAUACGAAAUAUACAUAUGUCCAUAUAUGUCCAUAUAAAAAAAUACAUAAAUAAUUAUAUAAAUAUACACGUAGACUUCAAAUAUAUAAAUAUGCUUAUAUAUUUAAAUUCUGCGUGCGUAUUUAUGUAAUAUUUUUACAUAAUUAAGUAAUUUUAUUGAUUGCAAUUUGAGGGACCUGCCUGCCAACCCAGGCCGAAAGUCCAGAGAAUUUAAUUUGCUAGCGCUGUAUUUUACCCUGUAACGUUCUAUGACACCCUAAAACCUGUACAUGGGGGGUACUGUUUUACUCGGGAGACUUCGCUGAACACAAAUAUUAGUGAUUCAAAACAGUAAAGCAUAUCACAGCGAUGAUAUUGUCAGUGAAAGUGAUUUUUGUUGCAUUUUUCACACACAAACAGCACUUUUACUGAUGAUAUAAUUGUUGUGAUACGUUUUCCAAACACUAAUAUUUUAUGUACUGCAAAGUCUCCUGAGUAUAACAGUACCCCCCAUGUACAGGUUUUAUAGCGUUUUUGAAAGUUACAGGGUCAAAUAUAUGGCUCAAAUAUUUUUACAUUGAAAAUGGCCAGGUUGGUUACGUUGCCUUUGAGAGCGUAUGGUAGCCCGGGAAUGAGAAUUCCUCCCAUGAUGGCAUACCAUUUGCAAAAGAAGACAACCCAAGGUAUUGCAAAUGGGGUAUGUCCAGUCUUUUUUAGUAACCACUUAGUCACAAACACUGGCCAAAAUUAGCGUUCAAUUUAGUUUUUUACUUUUUUCACUGACAAACAAAUAUGAAAGCUAACUUUGGCCAGUGUUUGCGACUAAGUGGCUACUAAAAAAGUCUGGACAUACCCCAUAUUGAAUACACUGGGUUGUCUACUUUAAAAAAAAAAUGUACAUGUGGGGUGUUAUUCAGAGAUUUAUGACAGAUAAUAGUGUUACAAUAUCACUAUUGAUAAAUUUUAAAAAUGUAUGUUUUGAAACCGCAACAACCUACUUGUACUUAUAGCCCUAUAACAUGCAAAAAAGCAUGUAAACAGUGGGUAUUUUUAAACUUUUAAAUUUUGAAUCUAUUUAGCAUUUUUUUUCAUUCGCUUUUGUAGAUGAGUAAAAGAUUUUUCAAGUAAAAGUAAAAAUUUUUAUUUUUUUCAAUUUUUCAUCAUAUUUUUUUCAUUUUUUUUUUAAAUUAAAUUACAUGAGAUUAUAUAAAUAAUUGUAUGUAAAGAAAGCCCCUUUUGUCCUGAAAAAAACAAUAUAUCAUUUGUAUAGGAACAGUAAACACCACAACAGUGUAAAAAGAUGCCUGGUCGCAAAAACAGUCUGGUUCUUAAGGGGUUAAAUAUCAUCAGUGUCAAUACUUUUAAUUUGGAAUUAAAAUCAAUAAAAAAUACUUUCUUGAAGCAGGGGUACUUUACCAUAAAAGGUUGAGAAACCCUGUUCUAAGUAAUUCUGGUUAAAAAUGUUUCUUGGGUUUUACAUAUUCCUUUUCUUUGUUCUCUCUCUUUUUUUUUUUUUGUAGAUUAGAGUUCCUGUGGAGUAGUCGGGAAUCGAACGUGAAUACUGUAGAAACCACUUUACCUGAAGAAAUCCGUAUGACGUGCCAUCAGUUUGUACAUUAUCACAAAGAUUUGUGUGUCAGGAACAUUGUGAAAGAGAGAAGGUAAUGUAUACUGAAAGAAGCUAAGCUCCUAUCCGUCUAUUCUGUUCCUAUGUGACUUUUCAUUUUCCAAUAAAGAACCUGCAGUACCUGCACACAUUGAUACAAGUAGCUUCAGUUACAGAAAAAAAAAAAUGAAGAUAAAAAAUAAACAAAAACAUAAAGGAAUUCAGUAAGUUAAAAAAUAGACAUAGGAAUUGAUUUAAUUCUACUAAAAUAUGGUCUACUUCAAACCACCUUUAAGCAGAAACUGUGGGAUAAAAUGUGUUCCCUAUUGUUUUCAAUGCAUUAUAUAGAUAGUGCAUUAAAAUAAAGUAAUAAAUAUACUUUUUAAAGUUUUCUAUGAUGCACUAUCAUUGCUUUUACUGUAAAACUCUGCCUAGUUGGCGUUUAAGAAAUAAGUAGUUUGUCUCCAAGACCAGUUCUACGUAUCACAUAGACUGCUCGGUAUAUUGAUAGCAGUCGUACGUACCCUGGCUUCUAUCUGAUUGCACAAAGCACAGUCCACUCUUUACCAAACUGACUACUGCACCAAUCAGCAAAGCCAUGGACUGCAACUAUUUUCCCUCAGUUGUAGUUGAUUUUCUCAUUUUCUGCCCCUCUCAGAGAUGAAAGUGCAUCACCUUUGCAAUUAUGCAGAGUUGUGAUGGUGACUAGAGUGUUUUUAAAACCAGGAUAAUUAGGAAUAAUUCCUACUUUAUGUUAAAAGAACACUCCUUUGGAGAAAAGGGUAACACUUUAGCAAGUGAUAGUGCUUUUGUGUGUUUGGAGUGUACCUUUAAUGAUUGUAUUCAUAUCACUGCUUACCAAUAAUUUUAAUGAAGAAAUUUAUUUAUUUAUUGAAAUACUCUUCCCAUUUUUCAGUUUUACCCCAACAACUCAAAGACACCUGAUGGACAGUCUUGAUUCUGCCAUGGAUUACAGUGUGUCUAAUUCCAGAAUACUGUCCAUUUCAUUAAAUUUUCAGAUGCGAUAGGUUAAAUAGUGUUAAUGGAGAUUUAAAUUUUUUUUAAAUUUUUCCCAUUUUUUUUUCUCAUUCCUCCUAGUCUAUAAAACGUAUUCUGCUUUAGCUUUCUGAUCUCCAACUGUCUUUCCUGUUUAUCUUUCUAUUCUUCUUUUACCUGCUGACCAAUACGCAGCGCUGGUGCAAGAGAUACACAACAUGUGGGUGAAUCAUUCCUUUGAUAUGCAGGUGUGGCGCACAAAUGUCCCCAGGAGUCUUCUGGGGCUCUGAUCUGGUGACCUGGCUUGUGCAGGUGGGACUUGCUCCUGAUCGAGGAGAGGCUGUGAAGUAUGGAGAGAGACUACUAAAAGGAGGGGUCAUCCAGCACAUCACAGAUGAAUAUGAAUUUAGGGAUGAAAACCUUUACUAUCGCAUGGUGAAGAAGAGACGGGUUCCAGCACGGUCUAACUGAUAGAGACCAGGAUUUGUCUAUGACUGCUUUAGUACUUAAGCUAUGGAUUUACUUGAGCGCAUGUUGAACAAAUCUAGGUGUACAUUGCAGCUCAUAAAUAUUUUGGUAUCUGUCUAUGCAAAAUCAUACAUGUUGUGUUCUAAAAUAAGCUUAAUUGCAACAGAGAGAGUUUACAUUGACAUUUUUUUUUUCUUCUAAACCUACAUGGGACAAAUGUCAAAAUUUCAUUUGAUUUUACUUAGUUCUCUAAAGUGUUAAUGACUUGGAAAACCUCUCGACAUAAGCCAUAUAAGCAUGUCCUGAAUUUAAAAGGAUACGAAUUGCCUGUGUUGAUACAUUUGUGUGAAAUGGUGGUCAUUGUAGUUGUGUACUUCAAACUGCACCCAACAUCUUUGGUUCUUCAUUUGAAAGGAUUAUAUUGGGCUGCUUGGCCUUGUUACUGGUUGGGUGACGGUUUCAUUUCAAAGAUCAGUACAUGGACUUUUGCUUUACAAUGAGGGGUUUUAAAGAAGAGUUUUGGAGAGAGGUGAUAUGUGCUACUUCAUACUGACUGCCAAUGUGAUUUUUUUUAUUUAUUUUUUUAUUACCUGUUUUAGUUGUUUUGUAAUGUACUACUGGCACUUUAACAUUGUCUUUUACUAAUGAUAAUUUACAGUUUGUGGUACCUCUGCACUGGGGAAUGAGUAAGGUUCACAGAAACGCCAAAACAGAAAAACGCCUUGUUUUAACAAUAUAUUUAAUAGCAUAUUGAUAAAUGUUCCCCCUUAAUACAUUACAGGCAUACAAGACUGUUCAUUAAAAUCUCUUCUUCCUAACUGCAUUUUGUAAUUAUAUUUGUUCUGUAUUCCCCAAGUUUGUGAGGCAGUAUUAAUACAUUUUAAUAAUUAUGCUAUCUUAAACAGGCCUUUCAGGCUUUAAUUGUAGCAGAAUUUAAUGUAUUUUAUAGAUAAUGCAUAAAAAAUACUCCCAAUCACUGUCAGGGGGCAGGAAUUCCUAAUGCAGAGUUUUGGUAUGUCGUGUGCUUCCAUAAAAAAAAAAAAAAAAAACUCACUAAACAAUGUCUCCAAUUAAUUUAUUAGUAAUGAGCAUAUGACUGUGUUCCCUGUAACAAAUCAAAACUAAUGGAGGCGUAUACUUUUAUAUUUUUACAAGCAUGGGAAACCGUAUUGGAAUAUUUAUCCAUAGACUGGUCCAAUAAUUUGAGGUUGGUUUUACAAACAAUCUGCAAAUUAUUAUCCCUAGAAAAUUAUUUAGAAACAAUUUGAUAGUGGGGGGUAACCCCUUUAUUAAUAUGGCGAUUGAGGAAAUUGGUGUAAUUGCGCAAUUAUGUCAAAUAUAAAGCUUAACUUUUAAUACUAUACUUUAAAAUGAAAUAAAAGCAUAGAUGUAUAGUCUGUAUUGGCAAUUGAAAACUAUCUACAAAGAGAUUAAAUACAUUUUGUUAUUUCAACUAGAUUAUGAGGAAACCUUUUAGUGUGCAGAUUCUAUUUGACUCACUUCUACUACAUCUAAAGGAAGAAAAAAGACAAUUUAUGUUGCAAUCUCGGGGGAAGGACGUGGGGAUGGACUCCUUUAUAGUUACUGAAUAACUAACUUGGAAAGUAUUGAGUGAGAAAUCUCUCACUUUUCCACUACAUGGCAAUGUUGUACAGUGAGCUGAAUAAACAUUUAGUCAUGCUAUUAACUCAAAAAUCAUCUUUCUGAAAGUUAUUUCCCCAUUAAAAUAAAGUAUAUUGCUUUGAAUAUUUGUUUUGUAACAAUAGUUAAUCUCUCCCUCUACACCACUCAUUAUUAUCUGAAUAUAAGCGUAUGCUUCUUAUAACCUUAACUACACUGAUCAGCCACAACAAUAAAACCACUGACCGGGGAAGCGAAUAACAUUGAUUAUAUCGUUACAAUGGCACCUGUCAAGGGUGGGAUAUAUUGGGCAGCAAGUGAACAGUCAGUUCUUGAAUUUCAUGUUUUGUAAGCAGAAAAAAAAAUGGGCAAAUGAAAAGAUCUGAGUGACUUACAAGGCCAAAGUCUAGCUAGAUGAUUGGGUCAGAGCAUCUUCAAAACUGCAAGUCUUGUGGGGUGUUCACGGUAUGUAGUGGUUAGUACCUACCAAAAGUGGUGCAAGGUUGGACAACCGGUGAACCGGCAUCAGGGUCACAGGUGCCCAAAGCUCAUUGAUGCACUUUAAGAUCGAUGGCUAGCCUAUCUAGUCCAAUAACACAGAAGAGCCACUGUAGCUCAAAGUGCUGGAAAGCUUAAUGCUGGACAUGAUAGAAGGGUGUCAGAACACACAGUGUAUCACAGUUUUCUGUGUAUGGGGGCUGCGUAGCCGCAGACCAGUCAGAAUGUCUUUGACCUGUUAACCGCCGAAAGCUCAUUCAUUAUGGACGUGAAUGUCAGAACUGGACGAUGGAACAACGGAAGAAGGUUGUCUUGUCUGAUUAAUCAUACUUUAGAUUAUGUGGAUAGCCAGGUGUGUAUUGGGAAGAGAUGGCAGCAGCAUGCACUAUGGGAAGAAGCCAGGCUAGCGGAGGCAAUGUUCUACUGUGAAACAUAUGGAUGUUACUUUGACACAUACCACCCACCUAGAUUGUUGCAGACCACAUAGACCCUUUUCAUGGUAAUGGUGUCCAUUGAUGGCAGUUGCCUCUUUUAACAGGAUAAUGCCCAAUGCCACACUGCAAAAAUUGUUCAGGAAUGGUUUGAGGAACAUGACAAAGGGUUCGAGGUGUUGCCUUGGCCUCCAUAAUCCCCAUAUUUUAAUCUGAUUGAGCAUCUGUGGGAUAUGCUGAAACAACAAAUCCGAUCAAUGGAGGCCCCACUUCGCAACUUGCAAGACUUAAAUGAUUUGCUGUAAAUGUCUUUGUGCCAUUACAUGUUCAGUGAUUUUGUGGUGUCCAUGCCUUGACGCAUCAGAGUUGUUUUGGCAGCACGAGGGGUGCCUGCACGAUAUUAGGCAGGUGGUUUUCAAGUUGUGGCUGAUCAGUAUAUAAAUGGCUUCCCUGGUCUGACCUGAAUAAGUUUCUAAAGUAGUCCUAUUUAAUUUUACACUGCUGAGUAACACUGAUAAAGACUUAUUAAUACAGUGUGUUGAAAUGUCCCUGAAUAGCGCCAUUUUUAUACAGACAAGUCACUGGCCCCAUCAUAGUUGUAUACGUGUGUCCUGAUAUAAUUAAAUUCUUCUCACCAAUUGUUCUUGAGUUUAGCUUGUACCAAUCUGUAUUUCAUACACAGCAAUGACAACAAAUGGGUCAUGAGCCCAUACACCAAUAAUGCUGUUUGCAGUACAUUUUGGGAUGGUGCAGAAUACAUUAUUCUCAUACAUGGCAGCUGACAAAACCGCAGAUAGCGUUGAUUAAAACAGAAUUCAGCCUAUGCAUUUUAUUAGAAUAAUUAUUUUUCACACCUUAAUUGAAGAGGUUAUCUGGGUGUGGAUGUGUUGCGCUGUAAUAAUUAGUUGUUUUUGACUUGCAUAUUCAGUGAUACUAGUAUCAGAACUCCUGCUUAUUUAGACAUUAUGCAGGGUACAGCACUUUAGCCACUCUUUUAUACACCGUAAAAUUGCAACUAUAGGUAAUUUUUAGCUUUGGUUUCUCAAACACACAAGUUUUGGUGGCCAAUUUAUGCAUUGUCUAAAGCUGCUGCAUCAUAAGUGUUUUACGUGCAUAAAUAUGUGGUUUGAAUGGAGCAUGCACAUAUGAUCUGCUUGCCUGAAUUUAAAAAGUAUACUUUCUAUAGUUCCGUAUUUGUUCUUUGGUCAGUGUUUUACUUGUUAAUUAUUGUCAAGCUAAGGUAAAUGAUACCAAUAGAGUGUUUCUUAGCGUUUUCUAUGGAUGCAAUUCUUUUUAAUGAGAAGCACAACACUUUUAGCUGGGCCUCUCUUUUGCUUGUCAGAGUUGAAUGAUUUUGAUGUACUACCUAUUCACUCGGAUUUAAAGCAGAUUUUUACAUACAUAACUUUUACAUACACAAGCACUCCGAAGAACUUCUAUAAUUGUAUGCAUAUAAUGAUGAAUAUGGGACAUAUAUAUCUGUUUCAGUUGCUGUAGAUCAAUAAUUUGUUUCCUUUUUGGAAAGCCUUAUGAGAUUUAAAGUGAAUGGGACAAACUGCAUGCAGCAUAUGAGACAGGAAAUCGUCUGUUUGGAUUUUGUUGGCUGCACUGUUAUUUAUGACAGUGCUGUGUAGGUGCCCUCACUGUUUGUGUCUGGUGUAUGUUUUGUGUUUUAUUUUUGUUCUGUAUAUAUCUGAUCCUCAAAGCCUGUAUACAGUGCAUCUUCUUACUUGACCAUCAGGAGAUCUCCGGUUUUCCGGAAGAUCCACCUCCGCUGGUGAAAGGGAUGACUAAAAUCAUGGUAGAAGUUUGUAAAACCUGCACUCUUGUAGGGCUAUUUACUAAACACUGAAUCUUAACAGAUUAAAAUGUCUAAUUUAGACUACACAUAUGCCACUCUUUCGCUGGGUUAUUGCCAACAUAAAUUUUAAUAGACAAAGUGCUUGGCAAAAAAAUCACCUUUUGCCGCUCAUGAGUGAUUAGGUUUUGUGAUAAACGUGUCAAAGUUUUCCUUCUUUUGAAAUGUGUAAUGUCAAAAUUGUAAAAGGAAAUUAGAUGUAUAUGGUGUUAUCUGGAUAUUCUGAUCAGUCUGUAUAUUGCUCAGCUUAAUACUGGACAAAACAGCCAGUCACUUGUUUGCUGGCAGGAAUAUCUAAUAACCACAAACUGACAGUACACACUCAUCCCCUUAUAAUAAAAUGACUGCUAAUCUUGUUACAGAAACUGACUUUAAAGGGAAACUCCAGUGCCAGGAAAACAAUCUGUUUUCCUGGCACUGCAGGUCCCCUCUCCCUCCCACCCCCCAAUCCCUGGUUGCUGAAGGGGUGAAAACCCCUUCAGUAACUUACCAGCGGCAGCGACGAUGUCCCACGUCGCUGCUUCUUCCGCUACCGCUCCUCACAGUGAUUGCGUUGGCCGGUGGGCGAGACUGAUCCCGUCCACUGGCCGGGGAGACCUAAUGCGCAUGUGUGGCAAUGCCGCGCAUGUGCAUUAGAGCUCCCCAUAGGAAAGCAUUGAAAAUGCUUUUCAAUGCUUUCCUAUGGGGAAAUGAGUGACGCUGGAGGUCCUCACACAGCGUGAGGACGUCCAGCGACGCUCUAGCACAGGUUUCCUGUGCUAGGGACACGGAAGUGCCCUCUAGUGGCUGUCUAGUAGACAGCCACUAGAGGUGGAGUUAUAAAAAACUGCAAUAAUUACACUUGCAGGGUUAAGAGUAGUGGGAGUUGGCACCCAGACCAUUCCAAUGGGCAGAAGUGGUCUGGGUGCCUGGAGUGUCCCUUUAAAUUGUUUGAAAUGAAGCAAUUUGCUUAUUUUAAUUAUACAAUUCUUAAGCUCUUCUGUGAAUCUUUAAAAUGAAUACAAAUAAAUAAUAGGCCAAACAUAAUAUAGCCAGGUGGGUGUUGGGGUAACAAAAUGAUACCUGACCAGAAGGAAGGUCAGCUUCCCCCUAGAAAGUAACUGGCUGGCUGCAGUGAGUAAACUCAAGCAUGGAUAUUCAGUGAGGCCUUCUAUUGAUUUUUAGAUGCAUUUGUCUUUCAACCAAUCAUACUUCUGGAUGGUCUAACUAAUUUUUGAUUUAAGACUUAUUGUCCUUAGAUAGGGCAACCUUAUAUAUUAUAAUAAUUAAAAAAAAUAUAUAUAUAUAUUUAUUUAUUAGGAGCUAACAUCUGUGGCCUCACCACUUAAGAUUCCUGUGGUCUGUUACAUGCAAAUGGGAUAGUAAUUGAGACAGAGCGCCUGAAAACACCCUUGUAUAAUAUUACCCUCUCAAGCUACAGGCAACACAGAGUUGCAUAGCAGCAUGUUCACCCCCACUUUGCCAUCUGCUCACUUUUAGGAGGAUAGAUACUUGUGCCCUUCAUGCGAUACUAGGAGACUGACGUGAUUUUACAUAUUGAAUGGGGGAAAAGAGAACCUCUUAGUUCUCUCAUCGGUAAUAGGGAGGUCCAGGAUCCCCUAGUAAACCUUUCAUGUCUUUUAAUUCCCUGUUAGGACCAGAGAGGUAAGAGUGAUGUGCUGUGACACUGAAAGGCGGAGUCAUGCGAUGCUAUGCUUUGCUAUGCUAGAGUGGUCGAGUGUGUUUUAGUGGCAUUUACUAUGAAAAGGCAGCCAGCAUUGAGUUUUAGAGACAUCACUGCUAAUGUUUUCAGUGAAGCCAAAUACUAGACUUGUGCAAAUAAUUAGUUUAAGCUGGUUUAUUCAAAUCAAAUUCGUUUUAAUCCACACUUGAAUGAAUGGAUCUAUCCGAGAUAUUAUUGUGGAGUCUUAUUCAACAAAUAAAUCCCAAGCAAAUCUAUAUGUUUUAGCUUUAGUGAAAAUAAAUUGGAUUUGGGCGAACUGGCUGAAACCAAUUAUUGCACAAGUCUACUAAAUUCCACUACACUGUGCCAACUGUAAAAUGGUGUUUGUGCCUCAAAAUACAGCCCUGCUCCCUAUAGCGAACCAAUUGUUGAAAGUUUUCACAUUUGCAACAAGUGGCCAUAAUUGAUUAAAUGUGAUGUAUGGUAUCUCUUGAUGUUAUGUUUGCACAAUAAAGGUAUACAUUUUAAUAUUUAACCUUGCAUUUUAUUUUGAAAUAUAGAACUUUCUUAUAGGAAUCAAUGGCAAAUGACAAGCACAUGGUUCUUAUUAAACAGAUUACAAACUAAUUUAAUAAAGACUCCAAGAUUGUUACAAAAUAAAAUGUACUCUCUGCUUUAUUUUAACAUGAUCAUGC